UAUUUGUUGCACUGCUAAUUUGUUGUAGAACUUGAUUUUUUAGAUUUCCUUUUUAUAUUUUUGGUUUGUGUUUUUCUUUUCUACAACUUGUUGUCUCCUAUUAGAUUUCAAAUAACUAGUCGGAGUUAAACUCGAUAAAACAAACCUGGACAACCUCUAAGACGAACGCGACGGACGUGUGUGUUGUUUUUGUUUUGUGAAAAUUAAGCAACAAAAAAAGAACAUUUUAAAAUAAUAAAGAUACAAUAUCUAUAUCUAGUAGGUAUAUGAUAUAUAAAAGGCAUGGAGGAAGAUGUCUUAAACGCAUUGCUAACUCGAGCAGCCUACUUACCAGGUGGAUUUGAUCGUGAAGGCAGGAUACUGGUUGUGGUCAGCAUAAUAAACGAUUUACAGUUGUGGAAUAGAAAUUGCAUAGAAAUAUGCAUUUCGUACAUAAGACGAUCGUUAAGCUCCGAACUUCUCAGCAAAGGCAUUGCGGUCAUAGUAGACGCUCAACGCUGUUCAUCUCGAAUAACUCGCACACAUUCCCGCACAAUUUAUUCCCUCUUCGGAGACACACCAAUUACACUUUUUCUAGUCAGAUCCGAAGGAUUUUGGGAGAAACACGUUGAACAAUGUGCCAAAUCCCACACAAAAGAAGAACCAAUUGUUGUGUCAAAAAGUCGUAUCUCAAAAUAUAUAGAUAUAAAUAAUUUGCCAGAGGAAUUAGGUGGUACACUAACAUACAAUCACGAUUUAUGGCUGCAAAAUCGAAAGGCAAUCGAUGAAUUCCGUAAGACUUUCGAUCGAACUAUUCAAGAUAUUGAGAAUCUGCAUGUUCUACUCUCGGACAGUAAAUCAUUGCGACCUUCAGAUGCUGAUCAGGAGCUCAAGCAGUGCGCCAUGAUCUACUCUCAAGUACAAACUGAGAUAGCUGACACGAUAGAUACAGGUAAUCGACUGUUAACCCGGAUCACUGAUAGCUAUCGAUGGCAACCAAUGACGACAUCUCUUCCACUACCACCGCCAUCAUCUUCAUCGUUGUCCACGAUUGCUGCUGGUGCUGCUGCUGCUAACGAACAGCAUUCGCCUGGAACUAUCAACCUUACCGCAACUUCUCCUGUGCCAACCUCACAUUCCAUCAGUUCGAACGCCACAAAUAGUAGUAGCAACCAACAUCAUAGUCACAGGUUGCCACCCGACAUGGCGAACGAACGCGCACGCACCGAGCAGCUGCUGAUCGACAUCCAGAAGAAACAAACCGACAUUCGAUCGGCCUGGCGUGACCUGGAACAGAGUGUCCAUGAAGCCCGUGAAGUGGCUGCCCUCGAAGAAGGCGUUGCCUUCGUCACAAACUGGAUCCUUAAUACAGCCGAACAGAUGCUUAACCGCAACCAAACGAUCGGCUGUGAUUUCAAGGCAUGCGAGGAGUUGCGCCGUGAACAUGAAACACUCGAGAUGGAAUGUCGCGAAACCUACGGCUUCUAUGCGGAGCUUCUAUACAAGAUCGAAUCGCACAGCAAGGCCAAGGAGUCUGCCAGUCCUGCCUACAAGGACCUAAUGUCGCAGCGGGAAUUCAUGAAUUUCGUCUGUCGCAGCUUUGCCACGCGCCUCGAAAAGCGACGCAACAUCCUAAUCACAUCGCUGCGAUUCUAUCGGCUGGUUACAGAUUACUUCGACCGCACCACCUCAGUAUUCGAAUCUCUAGUCAUGGGAAACAAGGUCGAGGAUCUCGAGGCGGCCGCAGGGAAUUUGCAGAAACUAAAGGACAGUCAAGUGGGAUUGGAGGCCCUUGAGAAGGAAUUGGUGAAGGAGGGCGAAAAACUCAGCGACAUGCUGUCAAUGCCCGUUAAGGAUGCCCUCGGCCGAGAUCUGCAUAUUGAUUACAGCGAUGACAUUGUGAAUGUCAAAGAUAUUUUGGAUACGACAAUAGCCAGGCGGAACAUCUUCAUCGACAGCGUCGAACUGCAGAAACUUACCUUGGAGCAGGUGACACACAUCCACACGUACGAGUUGGACGCCCGAAUGGCCAUCAAAUGGAUGGACGACUUGUACGGUGUCAUGAUCAAGUGUCAUUCGCAUGUGGGCUGCAAUGUGCACGAGAUUCAGGUGCAGAAAGAUGAGUUGCAGACAUUUCAAGAAACUGGAAAGAGCAUCUACCAUUACGGCUGCCAACUGCUCGAAGCGUCACAAGCUCUUAGAACAUCGUGCAAAUUGGAUACGGAAGCAACAAAAACAAUGUCCAACCAACUGCGCAGCACCUGGCACAACUUACAAGCCAUAAGUCAGGAGCACAUGACCCGCCUCCGAGUGUCCGCCGUCUUUCAUCGUAGCGUCGAAGAGUAUUGCAACAAGUUGCAUGACCUGAAAAUCUCUGUGUGUUCUCUAGGUGAAAUUGAGGAGUCCGAUUGUCGCCGCAAUCGCCUCCGAAAGUAUCUAGCACUGCGCGAACGACUCCUAGUCGAAGUGGGUCGAAUGGUGCGGCUGGGUAGAUUGUUGAAAACUCGACUUAAAGAGCCGUUCGUCUUGGAUGAUGCCAAGGGCAAUAAUACUACUUCGGAUGAUGGCAACAGGUAUGAAUCGGAAAUGUUUUCCAGAUUCAAGGAAUUUUUUAAGCAAUCACGGUCUUCUACCACUAGCGGUGGUGAGGGAAUUGGAGAUAGCGAGAAAAGCGAAGAUACUUGGAGUGAUGAUCGUCGCGGCCGUGCAAACGAUCAAGAGUCCAUAGUUGAAGAUGUAAAUCUAAAAUCUGAUUCUAUUCCUAGCGAAAGUGCACCAUCUGCAGUAGAAAGUGCUGCUGAAGCUGCAGCUGUGACUACAGCUGCUACUGUUCCUGUUCCUGCUGCAGCACCAUCAUCUUUGGUCUAUCCAACUGGAAAAAAUGAAAUGGCAUCGAGCGCGAUCACAAAUAAAUUGACUGAAAUUGCUGAAGUUGCUGAAGCAUUGGAUGCUGCAUUGAGAGACACCCAGAAUGGUUUGGAUCUUGUCGAGAUGAAUUCAAGUCCAUCGGCUGAAAAGAAAUUAGAUAGCAGCAACCACCAACAUCAGCACCAUCAACAUCAGCAUCAGCAUCAUAAUAAUCAUCAUCAUCAUCAAAAUGGUGCAAGUAAUAUUGAGGACUGGCAUUCACGUUCGACAGAAGAUGAAUCGUUUGCAACAGCGUCCGAGGGCAACUUCACACCCCACUCACAUUCGUCUUCCUAUCAGACAGCGUCUGAAGGUCGAACGCCAUCAUUUUUGAGUUCCGGAAAGACCUCAUUUGACUUAAGCGAUCUCGAGGACAAUAACUCACAAAUAUUUCCUCUAGAUAUGUUAUCGCCAGGGAAUAUUUCCUAUGAUGGUUCCUCGGAACCAAGCUUUGUGUCGGCUCAACAAUCACUAACAACGUCGCCACAAUCAAUUCCAGCUGACUCGGGAAUAGACACUACACCUCCUGAGUUCAAAUCUAUUGUUGAGCCAAAAGAUGAUGGAGGUGAUGAUGGGGGUGAGGGAGAAGAUAGUCGAAGUAGAAGUAUCACACCGACUCCAGGAAACACUUCAACAAAUAAACAACAGCUGUCCAAAAAUGAUAACGAGACCCAAACAGUAAUUAACCACGAUGUAAUUCUGCAAAAGUCAACAACAUCUACAUCCAUUAGUAAUGGCCAUGCUUCGUUGACCCCAAACGACGACCGUAAUGACGACGAGAUUUCACGGUUAUUAAAACAAGCUGCUGGCACCACAUCGACGACGACUACGUCAGCCAUGGAUUCCUCAAUGUCUUCGCUAUAUUCGCGCGAUAAUGACUAUGAUGGGCCAAUAGCAGUACGGGCUACAACUAUUGGAACCGUUGUUGUACGCAGCGGACCAAUUCAAAUGGUGAUCGCACUUUUACAAAGUCCGGACAAAACGUACAUUAAAGUUGUGGAACUUGAGCCACGAUUAACAACACUUGGUGAAAAUAUUGAAGAAGCUGUAUCACUACAAAAGCAACAUGACGAGACUCUUAAAAAAGUACAAAAUCUUCCAACACCACUCGAUGAAUUCGCCCACAAAGCCGACAAACUACUGACGAGUAAGCGCAUAAGUCCAGACCUAAUCACAGCAAUGGCUGACACAUUACACAUAGUUUGGGAUGAUAUUCUCAAACUUCUCCACGAUCGUAAGCAUUUACUAGAUUUGUGUGCGAAUUUUCACGAGAAAAUGGGCAGUUGCCGAGGUAAAAUGUCAUCACUUGAAGUUGCCUGCAAAGAUACCAUGAUACCAAUUGAAGUUGAAGCAGUGCAGGAGUUUCUCAAUAAAUUCAAACAACUGCGAAUUGAUGUUUUGACAACUGUGAUGGCAGCACUAAAAGAUGGAAACGAACUUCUGACACAUUUACAAGAAUUGAGCAAACAGCAAACGCUUGACACACGGCCGGAUCAUAUUAAACGCGAUGCACUACGAGCUAUUAACCAGGUUCAGCAAUGGCUGGAAGCACUGCAUGAUCGAAGAAAUGCCCUAGAUCAGGCCUGGCAAACGAGAAAGACCCAAUUGGAACAGUGUUUGGCAUUGGCCAUUUUGGCAAAGGACUUAGAUGAUGUUGAGAGUAUACUAAUGAAGAAGCACGAUGAACUAUCAGGGGCGUUUAGUUUGGGUGAAUGCGAACACACUGCCAAUGCAAAACUCCAGCAGUAUCAUGAACUGAAGCACAACGCAAUGCUCUUGCGUGAUCGUGCUCUGAAGAUUACUUGCGCCGAAGAGAAGCUCGUUUCGUCUGGCUGUUUCGCUGGGGAUGAGGCUCGUUCUAGGGCCUACAAUAUUCUCAGUGGAUGUACAGAAUACCUGGACACAGUCGAACAGCGAGAACACUGGCUGGUUCAAUCGAAAGAUUUCUUCGGCAAGGCUGAAAAAACACUCGCUGUUCUGGAGAAACUCGAAAUCGAACUGUCCACUGUCAAAUUCCCCACGAACACACCCGAGAGUUUUGCAAUGUUUUCGAAGAUAUUGAGAGAUGUUCGUGGAUUUACCGAAGAUCCAUUGCGUUUAGGCUAUAGCUUGCUUGAUGAUAUCGGUCGAACGAAGCCCGAAACACAGGGUGUCAAACGUGUUAUCGAAGAAAUCGAAAAUCGAAAAAUUUACAUCGAGAGUAUUUGCUCGACGAGCACCGAAGAGCAAGUUCGUGUCGAACAGGCACUCAAUAAUUUCCUCGAACAGUAUAAUCAACUUUUAGCUUGGUUACUUACCAGCGCUCAGAGUUUCCUCCAGAAAUCUGUUUCGUUGGGUAGAAAUCUACAAGAGAGCCGACGUUUCUUGCUGCAUCAUCAUGAGCUGAUGCAACAUUUAGAGGACAAAGGCGAGCUAAUCAACAGCCUUCUAGAAACAAUCAAAUCACACCUUGAAUCACUAAGCCCACAGCAGCGAUACGAUGUGGAUAGCAAAGCUGAAGCUCUCCACAAACACUGGAUUGAGCUUAAGGAUAUCGUAUUAAAACGGGUCGAUACGGUUUCUUUGCUAAUUGAAUUCUUUGAAAAGGCUGAACAUCUAGACGAUGAGUAUAAUAGUCUCGAACAGGGACUUGAGCAAGUAUCGGAUGAAAAGAAAUUGCGUUUUAUGCAAGAUUCUUGGUCGAAUAUUCAGAAAGAAUUUAGCAACCUCAAGGAACUAGGAGAACGAUUGAUAAACUUGAAAAUUGUGGAUCCAUAUCUUGAGACGAAAUCUCUUCGAUCCGACAUCGAGGAUAUCAUCAACAGCUUCAGUAGCCGCCAGAUCGAUGUUACAACGAGUUUGGAAAAUCUAACAACGAAAAUCGCGGAAAAGCGUGAAAUUGAAAUAAUAUUAGAGAAGAUUAUGAACGAUAACAAUGAGACUGCCAACAAAACAACCAAAGUGGACACCCAACUAUACCCGGUCUUCACUUCACCAUCCGUCGAUGCAGAAUUCCUGCACCACGAAACCAAACAAAAACUCACGGCCGUGGUGAAUGACAUCGAACAAGCCCAGGACGAAAUCGAACAACGCAUCCAGACCACCCUCAGUAUUCAAACAAAAGACCAAGAAUCUCUGCAAAAGAUCGACCAGGUAAUCUCGAACCUGCGCACUCUCAAAGGCAAGCUGGACGGCAUCAAGUAUGACUAUCGCACGCUUCUCGAAAGUGUAUUGAACUUUGUCGAAAACGUCAUACAGCUACGCCAGCAAAUCGAUGAAUAUUUCGUUGUGCAGAAAUCGAAAUUUCCCGAUAAUAGUUGCGAGAAGAUCGAUCGCAUUAUAGCCGAUCAUGAGCGAUUCCGGGAGAAUUGCAUGGAUAACUUUAGAUCGCUUAUAACGCAGAGCGAGUUGCUGAUUGAUCGUGUGCGUGUGCUGGAGCCGUUGGGCGCACGCGAAGUCGACACGGACCGUAUAUUGAAAUUACUGGAGAAUUUGCGAAUUCAUUUCGAGUCAAGAAACGGUGCGAGAAUGUCGGAUUUGGAUCGACUGGAGAAGUUGGAGAGCUUCAGGAGUGACCUUUACGAUAUUAAUAGGAGUUUGGAUAGUGUGAGCAAGCAGUUGAGUGACAUUAAUGGACAGAGUAUUGACAGUUUGGCAUCGGCCAAGACGACUUCAUUGGCAUUUGAGUAUUUCGAGAGAACAAUCGAGCUCCUGGAAAAAAGGAUCACUAGCUUUACGGAAAAUUCUCAAUCACUUUAUGCCACUAAUCCAGAUAGUGAACAAUUCGUUCGAGAUGAAUUGAAGAAACUUGAAGAUAAAUGGAAAAAUUUCAAGGAACAGGUGAAAUCGAAACGGAACUCGUUGAAUUCGGCAACGGACUUUUUUGAAAUUGUUGAAAAGAUUGAUGCUGAAUACAGAGAAAUCAGUUAUUUCUACACAAGCGUUUCAAAUAAAGUAACAUAUCUGAGAGAUCCCGUAGAAGCAUCGAAUUUAGUCAACGACAUUGAAACUUAUAUUGGAGCCAGGGAAGGACGAUUACGUGAUAGUUUAGAAAAAGCCCAUCAGUGUGGACAUGAUGCUAGAAAAGCUACAGCACUGCAAAAUGACGUCUUCACUUUGUUCCAAUCAUUUGUAAAAUUGAAGACAGACAUUAGUAUAGUUCAGGAGCGAAUGAAAGUUGAGGAGCGUUUGAGAGAACAACAAGCACAGGCUGCUAAGGAUCAAGCGGAAAGGGAACGCUUUGCAAAAGAACAAGCGGAAAGGGAACGUUUAGCUCGGGAACAAGCUGAAAGGGAACGUGCGGCACGUGAACAAGCUGAAAACGAUCGAUUGGCUAGAGAACAAGCUGAAAGAGAAAGAUUUGCGAGGGAACAAGCUGAGAGGGAAAAACUUGCUCGAGAGCAAUUGGAGAGAGAAAAAAUUGCCUGGGAACAAGCAGAACGGGAACGACUUGCAAGAGAAUAUGCAGAAAAAGAUCGUGUUGCUAGAGAAAAUGCCGAAAAAGAAAGGCAAGCUUGGGAACAAGCUGAACGAGAGCGGUUUGCCAAGGAACAAGCCGAGAGAGAUCGUUUGGCACGAGAACAAGCUGAAAGAGAGUUCUUGGAAAGAGAACGCCAGGCAAGGGAGAAAACUCAAGCGGAAUUCAUGGAACGAGAGUUGCUAGCAAAUCAGCAAGCUGAACGAGAACGUAUUGCCAGGGAACAAGCUGAAAGAGAAUUUGCUGAGAGAGAACGAUUGGCAAGGGAACAGGCUGAGAAAGAACGUCUGGCUAGGGAGCAAGCUGAGAGGGACUUUUUAGAACGUGAGCGUUUAGCUAGAGAACAAGCUGAAAGGGAUCGGCUGGCUAGGGAGCAAGCAGAACGUCUCUUUAUGGAACGGGAAAGAAUGGCCAGAGAACAGGCUGAAAAAGAACGUCUUGCCCGGGAGCAAUUGGAAAGAGAUUUUGUCGAAAGGGAACGUUUGGCACGAGAACGAGUCGAACAAGAGAGAAUUGCUCGGGAAAAAGAAGAGAAGGAACGAAUCAUCAGGGAACAAACUGAGAUUGUGACCAUCAUCAAGGACAAUGGAAACAACGACCAAGUUGCCCAUUCCGAAAAUAAUGAGGAAAUAAGAAAGGAACUGAAAAUCAAUGAGAUGUUUACAGAGAUCAAAUACUCUCAACCUAGAUUUACCAGGCUCCUGAAAGACGCUGUGACCAAAGAAGGAGACCGUUUCAUGUUUGAGUGUCAGGUGGUUGGAAGUCCAGCUCCAACUGUCGAAUGGUACAAGGAUGGCAUACUCAUCCACAACAAUCCAGACUACAAGACUUCCUUGAGCAAUGACGGCGUCUGUACACUACUCAUCGAGGAGACUUUUGUAGCCGAUUCAGCAAGGUUUAGCUGCAGGGCUUCUAACUUGGUUGGAGUCACUGACACCAGUGCUAGCUUGUCUGUGCGGGAAAACCCUGCCGAAGUGCAAAUGAGCCCACCACACAUUGUCAAGUUCCUCGAAAGUGGCAAGGCAACAGAAGGAAGUCCAUUUGAGUUCACUUGCAUUGUGACCGGAAACCCACUGCCUACCGUUCAGUGGUACAAACAGGACAAGUGCAUCGAUGAUUCACCCGAUUACGUCAUCAGCUACAACAAUGGCGAAGCAAAGUUAAAGUUCGAAGAAGUUUUCCUAGAAGAUGACGCCAUCUAUACGUGCAGUGCCUCGAAUCAAGUAGGAAUCGAACACUGUUCAGCUAGCCUCAUUGUGGAACCUCUCGAACCAACUGAAACACCACACUUCAAGAUCCCCCUCAAUAAUGUCAUGGCGCGUGUCGGACAAAAGAUCAGACUAGAAGCCUUGGUAGGGGGCAUCCCUAGACCAGAAAUAUAUUGGACACACAAUGGCAAGCCAUACGCGAGUCGUGAAAUGAGGUACGAGUAUGGACGUGUCACGCUGAUGAUCCCCGAAGCAUAUCCCAAAGACUCUGGUGAAUACGUUUUGACAGCAAAAAAUCUCGCAGGUGAAGCAUUUAGUACGUGUAACGUGAUGGUUAAGGGACGUCUACCUAACGAAACGUCCGAUUCGGAGAUGGCUAGUGAUAUUGAGCCGAUUAAGCCAUCUGUUCAGCUGCCGCUUAAAGAUGUCUCCAUCUUUGAGGGCAAGUCGGUACGGUUGGAUUGUGUGAUCGUGGGCCAGCCAGAACCCGAAGUGAUUUGGUAUCAUGACGAGAGACCUGUCAAGGAGUCCGCAGAUGUGCAGUUGCUCUUCCAGGGCGAUCGGUGUUCGUUGUUGAUCCAGGAGGUUUAUCAGGAAGAUGCUGGGCAUUAUAAGGUUGUGGCCAUCAAUUCCGCAGGUGAAGCAUCGAGCAGCUGUGAGCUGAAGGUCACUCCCCUGAACAUUGCCGAACCAGCAACUAGAAAUCACAGUGAAAGUGUUACGGUAUCGUUGGACAAGCAACCAAAGUUCGAGAAGUUCUUGAGUGACGUGCUGGUUGCUGAAGGUGACCCAGUGGAAAUGGAGUGCAUUGCUGUGGGCGAUCAACCACUGCAGGCUAAGUGGUACCUCAGCAACAAAGAGCUCGAAGAGACCACCGAUAGAAUCAAAAUCAUAGCAGACAGCGAGAAAGGUAUCUUUAAACUCGUCUUCAGCAGUGUGUCAGUGGAUGAUAAAGGUGUUUAUACAGUGAAAGUUUCCAACAAGUCCGGAGACGCUAAGUGCUUCUCGCACUUGAUUGUGAAGAGUGUAAACGCGCCCGACAACCAACGAGUGCAACAGAUUGAGAUCGAGGAGAAACUCGUCUGCCCAACCUUUACGGAACUCUUCAGUGACAAGAACGGAAAUCCCGGAGAAGUCAUCAAGUUCGAGUGCAUUGUCAAGGGCAAACCGACCCCCAAGAUACGUUGGUUCUUUAAUGACCAGCCAGUUCACGGCAAGAACUUCCUUAUCUCAACCAGUGGCGACAGGCAAGUUUUGACGAUCCCCGAGGCCAGCCCCGAAACUGUUGGAAAGAUUUGUUGUGUUGCAGAAAAUGAAACAGGCAAGGCGACUUGUAUUGCGUUUUUGAAUCUGAUCGGAAAUGGUCUUCAGCCUUCUUCAGUGGCCGACAUGCAACAAAGCACUCAAGAACACAACACGGGAUCUUCGAGUGUGACCAUCAAGAAACAAACCUUCACCACGACUUCAACAUCCCAGGUGAACAGCUACGAAGGAAAUCUUCCCCAGAUGGAGGUCCACACCUCCAGUGCCCACAUCGACCAAAGCCUCAAGCAACUAGGCACCCAACGCCCCGAGGUAGUCGAAAGCCACCACUACCAGGAAUUCCACAAGAGCAAUGACAUGCCUGCAACAAUUCAGCAGAAAUCUGUGGUAUCAAUUAAAUCAGCCAGUGAUCUGUCACCCAAGAGCACUCGCAAACAAAUUGCUCCCAGAUUCACAACUCCUCUGGUUGGAAAGAUCGUCGAUCAGGGAGCUGAUGUAUUUCUCGAGGCCAUUUACGAUGGGUUCCCAUCGCCGGAAAUAAAAAUUCACAAAAAUGGCGCCGAAUUGUUCGAGAAUGACAAAACUAAGAUAUCGAAUAAGUUCAAUCGGCUGACAAUCGACUUGAAGCAGGUUGGUGUCUUGGAUGCUGGGCGGUAUUCUGUGACAGCAUCGAACACUAUGGGACAAUCGACAAGCACUGCUGAUGUUGUUGUAAAAAAAACUAUUUUCCCUCCUGUUUUCGGUCAUCGUCUGCAAGCCCAAGUUGCUAAACGUGGCGAACGUAUUGUCAUGGAAGUCGAAGUAACUGGAACACCCGAUCCAACUGUCACAUGGCUGAAAGAUGAUAAACCUUUGAAAGAAGUCGGUUUGUCCGAACAUAGAAUCAAAUCAGUGGGAAAUACACACACUUUAAUCAUUGAAAAAGGUCAAACUACUGAUUCUGGUAAAUUUAUGGUGAAAGCAACUAAUGCCGGCGGAGAAGCCAAGAGCAUAGCAGAUUGUGUUAUUGUUGAACCAACACCGGAACGAAUGGUUGAAGUUGUCAAAACUGUCAUCUUUGAUGAUGCCAAGGAUAUCACAGCUGAGACCUUUAAGCCAGAACCACCUGGUUUUCAAACAAAUCAUUCGACAACAACAACUGAAACCGAUUUGCAUGGAACUUCUGAAUCAAAAAUUAUAACCGAGCAUCGUUGCACUACUGCAGCAACUAUGCGUCUUGAACACAAGUCUGCCUAUUUAGAUUUACCGGUCCUACAGCGACCACAACCAACCACUCAGACUACAGAGACCAAACCGAUCUUGCCGGAUUUCAAAAAUAUCUCAACCAGUUUCCAAAACAGUCAAACAGUCACCGAUUCGGUACAACCUGCACCAAAACCACAGGUCCCAGUUCAAGCCACUCCAUUUAUGGAAAAUGGACAAACCGAAACCACUUCGGUUAGCAAAAAAUCGUCCUUCGAAUACUUUAAGAAGAUCGAAGUUCAACAGCAACAGCAGAAGCAACAUCAACAAUACCAACCGAUGAAAGCUCAAUCAGAGGAGAAGUAUAUGAAGUUUCAAGAUAUGACUAAGCCAACAGGUCCUCAGCUUUCCAUUAAACCAGGGGCACCUCCACUUGAGACAGACUUUAAUCUUAUCCCGGGUUCUCCCCCAGAAAUGUGUUAUAUUCCUAAGGUUGAAUACCAAAAGCCUCAACUGGCAGACAAGAUCAAGAAAAUUGAGCAAUCUCAGGCUCAGCAGGGGUUGAAAGAACCCCCGAUGGGUGGUGUUCAGCUUCUUCCCCAAAUGUCACCAAUUCUCGAAGAGACUUCACGAAGCUCUUCAUUUGUGAAAGAGACAAAGAUCGAGUACGGACAGCCGAUUAUUAGACCAGCUGCAAACCUACCAACUCCAGCAAGACCCUUCACUCGAUCACCAUCUCCGAAGCCUUCUGCUGAGGGCUUGAGGAUGGAAAAACUAUGGACACCAACACCCACUCAAAAUGGCGGUGACUAUGAAAGUUACAAUAGUGACUAUGAACACAGUUACAGGAGUGAACCGGAGUGUGAGGUUCCAAAGACGAUUGUGCAGACCAAACAAAUCUUUGAGGAAAAAAUCAAGGAGCACGAAAGUCGAGAGCUCUCUGCACCAAAUUUGGUGAAACAAGUCACUUCGGUGUCUAUCCCUGUGGUUGUAACUCCAAAACCAGACCCACUACCUGAUAUAAAUCUUGUUCCUGGAUCUCCUCCAGAAAUCUGUUUUGCUCCUCAACCCGAACAGCGCCGGCAAUCUCUAGUCGAAGCAAUGGAGAAAAGCCUUGAAAUUGAUCUUCUGCGUGGACCUUCGAAAGUGUUGCCCCAUUCCGUGCCAACAUUCAUUUCACAAGCACAACCAACAACUAAAGCAUCUCCAGCCUCGGUUUACUCUAAGCCCAAUCAAUUUGAUGUUCCUAAGAUCGUAAAGCCUCCACCACCAGUCUUGCCACCAAAACUUGUGCGCCUUGAGGCCUCAGAGAGUGAAUACGAAAGUGAUCGUUGGAAGUACAGUGGCAGUGAAUCAGAUGAAUCUUGUUUUAAGCCUGUCAAGGCCCCACAGGUUGUUGGCGCUCGUCCCAAAUCCAUGGAAGUUCCUCAGGUUCCGCUUAAAGUAAGCGGCUACACAGCCGACACUGAAGAGCUAAGCUCUCGAAAGUUCGAAUCAGUCUUCGAAAGUCGCCAGUUUUUCGAAAGCAAACAACAAAGCAGUACGCAACAAUAUCAAAAUGGCUUCGGUGCGUCACCCAUUCGGGAAGAAAAGGAUUUCAAAAAAUCAUCAAUGGUCAGUAACAUAACAUACAACGUCCCACCGAAACCCCAACCUGUACCCACUGCUGUAAGCCCAUCGAGAUUCAAUAAAGGUGAUGUAAGCGAUUAUAGCAGCGAAAUUGACGAACGUUUCCGAUCGGUAUCACGCACCUACGAAUCUGAUUCCGAAAUCAAGGGCUAUCGAGUGGUUCAUCCUCCAACUCCUACACUCUCUGGACGUCGAUCAAAUAUCUCCAAUGGCCAUAAAUCCCCCCUACCACCAAUGGAAUUUGAACAGCCUCCACAAAUGCAAGGUCCAUCGAGACCAAAAUUUGAACCUAUCAAACAGGAACACUAUCAAAAGAGUCAAACUCAGAGUCAAAGUCAACAACAAAAGGUCUUCAAACCCAAACCAGUGGCUGCAAAGUUUAUAGAAGCCACUCAGGCUGCAUCUUCUCCUAAGACUACCAUGUACUACACCUCAGUCACUGGUGCACCAAUGCACUUGGCCAAGGUGGCAACCGAGACAAAGAACUCAAUGCAAAUGAAGGAGUCUACUGAAACCUGCCAACGUAUUGUUAACAUGCAACAGACCAAGCGAGUCAUACACUUCGACAGCAAUGAACAAAAGCAACGCAGCGAAACUCCCUUGGAACCUUUUCCGUAUACGGUUACUAGUCCCAACCGCUUGACCCCAGCUCGUCAAAGUGUUCCCCCACCUGGCACUCCAACCAGAUUUGUGCCUGGAGACUUGAGGGAGUCAGACUAUGAGAGCGAAGUAGAAGGCGCCAGAAUACGUCCAUUAUGGACCCCAAAUCCAAAUGAAGGAGAGCCACGUUAUCGCCAUGUUGAACCACCUCACAUGGGCGCAGGUGGACGUUGCACUAGCCUGCCACGCACAUACGAACGAGUCCUGUCACCUAUGGAAUUCGAUCGAGGUCCCGAGAUGCCUUCAAAGAUUCAUAUUGACACUCAAAGCCAAAGGCAAAAUAGCCAAACGCUUGACAGAUAUUCCUCGUCUUCAUCGAAGAAGACAUAUCAGCGACACGUCACCAAGACCACACGUGACGACAUGAACCUCGAAGUUGGUUCACCACCAAAAUACAGCUAUAUCCAGAACCAGGCCGAUUCUCAAGCCAACGAUAUGGGCACCACGUUCCUGCAGAAGCAUCACAAGUUCGUCAAUGACAUAACAUCUGACUUAAAAGCCGCACCAACCCAGCACAUCCGACCGGGAUUCAAACGGGCCCCAAGUGAAGGCACGACAAAUAAGCCCGAGGCUUACCGGAACGAAUCUAGAGUUUCCCAAUACGGUACAAAAUGUGUCGACCCCAAUACAGGUUUGAUUUACUUCAAAUAUGAUUUUGGUUAUGAAUUCGGAAUUCUAUUUCCGGGCGAGGGUAAGAAAUUCAUUGGCGGUAAGUCCUAUUCGUCGUCUUCGAAUUCGAAUAAUUUGCCAAAGAAGUCAAUCUCGAGUUCGAUGCAAAACCUAGCUGGUGAAAUUGUUAUACCAGUUCAACAUGAACGCUCGACUCCAGCACCGGGACAAUCAUCAGUAAACACUUCGUAUCAAUAUUCAAAUGCGUAUGUUCCUCAAAAACGUCGUACAUCGUUGCCAACAAUCGAAAUCAACAUUGAUCGACUGCAUGCAAAUGAUUCAGCAUUGCCUAAUUUGAGAACAGAAGUUUCGCAAACUACCACAGUUUCUGAUCAAUCAUCUGAUGUUCCUGUCAAUUCGCAUUUACUACGUCAGAAUCAAACAAAGAAGCCUCCAAUCUUUAUAACGCCAUUAAAAGAUAUAGCAGCAGCAACUGGAAAAACUGCUCGGUUUGAAUGCAUUGUCCAAAGUGAUCCUAAUACGGCUAUUGCUUGGUUUAAAAAUGGCUACGAACUAGAUUGCAGCAAUAAACACGUCAUCGAAUAUCGAAAUGGAGUUUGCCGAUUAACAAUACCACAAACUUAUCCAGAUGAUGCCGGCAUUUACUCUUGCAGUGCCGCAAAUUUAUUGGGUACAGCAACAACACAGGCACAACUUGUAGUUUCAACCAACAAUCGUGGAUCACGAAUUUAUGACACUAAUUCAACAACAACAUCGUCUCAAUCGCCAACACAAAACGGAGGUGAUAAAAAAUCAUCCGAAAAAGUAGUUGAUGUUGAAGUUGAAGUUGAAGUUGAAGCAGAAAAACAACCAACUAUCACACCAUCACCUACCGGAUUACGUACAAUUCUUAAAAGUGACACAAUAAAUACGUUUCAAAAAUGGCAAACAAGAGUUGAAUCGGUCCGUUAUGUGACAACAAAGACCUUCGCAGUUCCUGGCUAUAAUAAAACAACAACAUCAACGACAACAACAACAACUCAAGACAAGUCAACAUCUCCUAUUCCACCAUCAUCAUCACCAUCAUCAUCACCAUCAUCAUCUUCGUCGUCAGAACCGCAACCGUCCAAAAACAACAACAACAACCAUAAUAAUAUUGGAAGUAAUCAAAAUUUAUUUUGUUACAUAAUGCAACGACAAAAUUCAAAUCCGUACCAACAGGGUGCGAUGCAGCAACAGCAGCAGCAGCAAUCUCAACAAUUUGUCACUCAACAACAACAACAACAAUUUUCUCAACAAGUAUCAUCAUCAACUCAGCAACAGCAGAGCUUUAGCCGCACUGAACACCAUGUUCAAAGGAGUCAAGUUACAACUCAGCAAAGAGUUCAACAACAUGGUGGCGCAACGAUCAUGCAACAACAGCAGAUGCUACCAUCACUGACACACGUCUAUGCCCAAGGUGACAUUUCACCGCCAGUCUUCGAACAGAUCUUUCGUAAUGCCCGAUUCGCACAGGGCGGAAAUGCUAUGUUCGAAGGUAAGCUCCGUGGCAAUCCAAAGCCAUUCGUUACUUGGACCCGGAAGGGCGCACCACUUCUGGAGUCACAAAAGUAUCGGAUGAACUAUAACGAGGUCACUGGAGAAGUGUCAUUAUUAAUCAAUCAAAUUGGGCCCGGCGAUGAGGGCGAAUACACAUGCAGCGCCCGUAAUCAAUAUGGCGAAGCUAUUUGCUCAGUUUUUAUUCAGCCAGAAGGUAUGCCAAUGCCAGUGUUGCAGCCAAUUCAAACUCACGAUAAGUCCAUGUACACCAAUGGAUACUCUUUCACAUCCAUCGAAGAGGAGUUCCGUGUUGACACCUUCGAGUAUAGACUAUUGCGAGAGGUCUCUUUCCGAGAGUCAAUUACGCGACGAACACAGUAUGAGUCCGAUUUCCAUCUUUCAACAGAAGUGGAUCGCUCGCUUGGACCUGCUUUCGCACCGCAGAUCAAUACCAAGCCACGCAAUUCAAAGCUCGUUGAGGGCUCCGAUGCUGUGUUCACUGCCAAAGUUGGAUCGAAUCCUAAGCCAAGGUUGACUUGGUUCCGUAAUGGUCAACGUAUAAUGCCAUCAAACAAACACGAGAUCUCGUACUCUAGCAACAUGGCAACUCUUCGUGUGAAGAACGCAAAUGUUCAAGAUGCCGGCCACUACACUCUGUUGGUGGAAAACGUUCAAGGUUGUGUAGUAUCGUCUGCGGUGUUGGCAGUUGAGCCAGCCACAGAAUCUUCACAUGAACCUAAGCCUGUUGACAUCAUGGCUGAACAGUUGGAAGCUGGUAAGGCCUUGCCACCGCAAUUUGUGCGGGCCUUCACCGACCGUGAAGCCACUGAAGGGCGAAUGACUCGUUUUGACUGCCGGGUGACUGGAAAUCCUUACCCAGAGGUCUACUGGUUCAUCAAUGGCCAGAUGAUCAACGAUGAUGCCACCCACAAGAUAUUGGUCAACGAAUCUGGCAGCCACUCGCUGAUGAUCACCAACGUUAGUCGCUAUGACGGUGGUGCAGUUCAAUGCCUGGCCCGAAACAAGGCCGGCGAAGUUGCUAUCGAAGCUCAGCUUAACGUGCUCGAGAAAGAACAAGUCGUGGCUCCACAAUUCGUUCAGCGUUUCCAAACUAUCACCGUACGUGAAGGAGAACCCGUUGCACUCAGUGCUAAUGCUAUCGGAACACCAGUGCCAAGGAUCACAUGGCAGAAGGACGGUGUUCAAAUAAGCUCAACACAAGAUCGUUUCGUUGGCAUUGACGGCGGAGCUACAUGCUUGGAAAUACCACGCGCCACUCCAGCUGAUGCUGGUUGGUAUCAGUGCACUGCACAAAAUGUUGCAGGAUCGACGGCAAAUCGUGCCAGACUCUAUGUAUUAGAAACUCCCAGAGAUCAGCCCCAAGAACAAAGACGUCUACAGUUACCAAGGCCCACUAAAGUUAUCGAACCAGAACCUGUUCCUGGGCCAGAAAUCAUUUACUUGCGUCAUGUGGAGCGCGCCAAGCCUCACUUGCGUCCCGGCGAGGAGGACCGUGUGUAUCCACCACCGCAAUUCAUCAUACCACUACAAAAUGUUCAGCAGACCGAAGGAGGACGCGUCCACAUGGAAGCUCGCAUCGAACCAGUGGGUGAUCCUUCAAUGGUCGUUGAGUGGUUCCUUAAUGGAAGACCACUUGCUGCAAGUUCUCGUGCCACAUCAGUGUUCAAAUUCGGAUUCAUCGCAUUGGAUUUGAUCACAAUUAUCGAACAGGACAGUGGCGAAUACAUGUGCCGUGUCACUAACGCCACUGGAAUGGCUGAAUCUCGUGCCAUUCUUACAAUUGUCCAACGUCCUUCAAUCGAACAGAGGUCACAACACCCAAGCAGCUUGCAAUACAUAAGCCAGCUCGAAGACUACUCGAAAUACUCUCGCCAAGAGAGUACUGAAGAGCUGAUGAACCAAAAGCCGGCUUUCAUAAAGCCUCUGCACGACUUGGGCGAGUUUGAAGAAGGCAAGAACAUCCACUUCGAGGCCCAACUCACUCCAGUUAAUGACCCAACUAUGCGUGUUGAAUGGUACAAGGAUGGCCGCCCAAUUACCGCCAGUUCGCGAAUCACUGCAAUCUUCAACUUCGGCUACGUCUCCCUUAACAUCAUGCACCUACGGGCUGAAGAUGCUGGUUCGUACACCGUUCGGGCUGUCAAUAGGGUUGGUGAAGCUAUCAGUACCUCAACCAUCCGCGUUAUUUCAAGAAGCCAAGUAACCGCUGAUUUGGGUAUUCCCGAACAACAGCGUUACAUCGAAAAGGUCGAGGAGUUGGAACAAUAUCAGAAGUUACAACACAAGAAGUAUGUUCAUGAAGUCCCAGAGCCAACCGGGCCCCCAGUCUUCAAGACUCCCAUCAAAGAUCAAGUGGAUAUGCGGGAAGGAGCUUAUGCUCAUUUCGAAGCCCGUUUGGAACCAGUUGGAGACUCUACCAUGCGUGUAGAAUGGUUGAAGGACGGACGACCUCUUGAGGCAAGCUCAAGAAGCACUACAUUCUUUAACUUUGGCUAUGUUGCACUGACCAUCAAGCAACUAACAAUCUAUGAUGCUGGCGUUUACACUUGCAGAGCCUACAAUUCACUUGGACAGGCAACGACAGCGGCCAAUUUGACCGUUCUUUCGAAGAAGGCAAUUGUGUCCGAUUCACAACACCCAGGUGGUAUGCAGAAGAUUCAACACCUGGAAGACUCAUCGAGAUACGCUCGUAACGUGGAGGAAGAGACUAAGGUCACACAGAUUCCUCGUUUCUUGGGUCCCAUGAAGGGCACCAACAAGAUUUUAGAAGGCCAACGCGCUCACUUUGAAGCCCGCGUUGAGCCACAAUCCGAUUUGUCAAUGAAAAUCGAAUGGUAUCACAAUGGAAAGGCCAUUACCGCGGCCAAUCGCAUACAGACUUACUAUGACUUUGGAUACGUAGCUUUGGAUAUUUCAGCCGUGCGUGCUGAUGAUGCCGGUGUCUACACUGUGGUGGCCAGAAAUAAGCUAGGUGAAGCUCAGUUGUCGGCAACGAUGGUAGUUGAAACUCGUUCCAGUAUUGACACAUCUAGCAUGCAUCGUGGUUUGGUCGAAAAAACUCGCCAACUGGAGGGCCAAAAGUUCGUUGAGCCCGAAUACGACAUUGAGGAAAUUUCAAAAUCGAAGCCCAUCUUCGUCCAACCACUGUCUGAUCCAAAGCCAAUGCAUGAAGGCAAAAACAUUCACUUGGAGUGUCGCCUCGAACCCAUGGGUGAUCCAACAAUGAGGGUUGAGUGGUUCCAAAAUGGUCGCCCCAUCACUGUAGGAUCCAGAUUCAGGACUUACUAUGACUUUGGCUUUGUUGCUCUGGACAUCGUCCAGACUAUCGCGGCUGAUUCAGGAGAAUACACCUGCCGUGCCACCAACCAUCUUGGCUCGGCCCAUACUUCGGCUUGUGUUCGCAUCAUUGACCGAUCUGACGUUGUCACUGAGACUCAAAACGAAAUGUCUCUGGAACAAAUCCAGCUGUUGGAAGAUGCAUCUCGUCGUCGUCAUCAAGUUGCUGAGGAGAUCACAGUCAUGCAAGCUCCCCAGUUCACUCGUCCAUUGCACAACAUCGAGACAAUGGAAGGAACUAACGUCCAUCUUGAGUGCCGUUUGCAACCCGUUGGCGAUCCAACUAUGCACGUUGAGUGGUUCGUAAAUGGGCAACCCGUUAAGACUGGCCAUCGUUUUAGGCCAGCCUAUGAAUUCGACUACGUUGCCUUAGACCUUUUGGGAGUGUACGCCAUCGAUUCUGGAGUGUACACAUGUCAAGCCCGCAACCAACUGGGAGAAGCUGUUACAUCGUGCUCAGUGCGCAUUAUCGCAAAGAAAGAUCUUGUCUUGGACACCCAAAAUGCAUCAGGUCUUCAGAAGAUCCAAUACUUGGAAGACUCUUCCAGGUACAAGCGCUCAGAAUACGUGGAUGAAACUAUCAACAUUCGUCCCCGUUUCCUCACUCACCCCAAGAACCUUGGAAACAUGCGUGAAGGAGCACAUGCUCACUUUGAGUGCAAAAUCGAGCCAGUUACCGAUCCUAACUUGAAGGUUGAGUGGUACAAGAAUGGCAGGCCCAUCACUAUUGGUCACCGUUUCAGACCAAUUCAUGACUUUGGCUACGUUGCACUUGAUAUCGUCGAUCUUAUUGCUGAAGAUUCCGGCGUUUAUACUUGCCGUGCUGUUAAUCUUGUCGGCAGCGAUGAGACUCGUUGUGAGUUGGUAUGUCGUGGCAGUGAACAAAUUGUUACUGUUACUCAGAACGAAGCAGGUUUGGAGCAAAUCCAUUACUUGGAAGAUAAGUCGAAGUACCGUCGCCAUGAAGAAAUCGACGAGACAACCAAACAGGCUCCAGUCUUCACAACAUCUUUGAAGAACAUCGACAUCAAGGAGAACCAACGCGCUCACUUCGAGUGCCGUUUGAUCCCUGUCUCUGACCCCACAAUGAAGGUAGAGUGGUACCACAAUAACCAACCUUUGAAAUCAGGAUCGCGCUUCACCGAAACCAACAACUUCGGUUUCGUCGCUCUUGACAUUAUGUCAUGUCUGCCGGAAGACGCUGGUACCUAUACUUGCCGCGCCUACAACGCUAUCGGGGAGGCUGUCACAUCUGCCAUUGCCCUCGUUCAUACUAAAAAAUCCAUUUACAUGGAAUCUCAGCAUGAAGGUGCCUUGCACCGUCUGCAAUAUCUUGAGGAAUCGGCCAAACGUCAAAAGAUGAGUACUCAAGAAGAAGUCAUUACUCAAGCUCCAGUCUUCACCAUGCCUGUUAGAGACGUUCGAGUAGCAGAGAAUCAAGCGGUUCACUUUGAAGCCCGUCUGAUUCCUGUUGGUGAUCCUCAUUUGACCGUUGAAUGGUUGCACAAUGGACAACCUAUUGAAGCAUCAAACCGUGUCACGACAAUGCACGAUUUUGGAUACGUUGCUUUGAACAUGAAGUACGUCAACCCUGAAGAUUCGGGUACUUACACUUGCAGGGCUGUCAAUGAACUCGGUCAAGCAGUCACUUCGGCCACUUUGAUUGUUCAAUCGAAGGCCGCACUACAAAUGGAGACUCAAAACGAAGCUGCCAUGCAUAAGAUUCACCAGUUGGAGGACCACACAAAAUACACCCGCCGUGAAGAAGAGGAGAUUGAGGUAACUCAGCCACCAAGAUUCAUUACUCGUUUGAUUGGGCCUACCAACCUCGUUGAAGGUCAAAGUGCUCACUAUGAAUGCCGCAUUGAGCCUUACCCAGAUCCAAAUCUUAAGGUAGAAUGGUUCCACAACGGAAAACCACUGACAACUGGUCACCGUUUCCGAAACACCUACGACUUUGGUUUUGCAGCAUUGGACGUUUUGACAGUCUAUGCUGAUGAUAGCGGUGAAUACACCUGCCGUGUAACCAACAACUUCGGAACCGCAGUCUCGUCCAUUAACUUGAAUGUACAGACUAGGUCUUCAAUCAUCCGUGAGACCCAACACGAAGGUGCUCUCGAAAAGAUUCAAUACCUUGAGGAUGGUACACGUUUCCAACGCAAGGAAGACGAAGACAUUUACAUGGCUGAGAGGCCACAAUUUGGAAGGCCUUUACGCAAUGCCAACGUUUCUGAAGGCCGACCAGUCCACUUGGAAGCCACUCUAACUCCCGUUAAUGAUCCAACCAUGAAAGUUGAAUGGUACUGCAAUGGUAUUCCCAUCCAAACUGGUCAUCGUUUUAAGACCACAUACGACUUCGGAUUUGUUGCUUUAGACAUUUUAUAUGCUCAUGCUGAAGACACUGGCACUUACAUGUGCAAGGCUAAGAACGCUGUCGGUGAGGCUGUUACGACUAGUGCUGUAAACGUCACAGCAAACGCCACCUUAGUGCUUGACACCAUGGACGAGCAACGUUUGGAGAAGAUUCGUCAAUUGGAGAAUUAUGAAAGACCCAAGGCCCAAGUUGUCGAGGAGAAGGGUCAAAAGCCCGUCUUCUUGACACCACUUACCAGUCUGGAACAUCUUAAGGAAGGAGAACACGCGCAUCUUGAGUGCCGUGUUGAGCCAAUCAAUGAUCCUAACUUGAAAAUCGAAUGGUUCUGCAAUGGAAAGGCCAUUGCCGUAGGUCAUCGUUUCAGGACAACACAUGACUUUGGUUACGUCGCUUUGGACAUUCUCUAUGCUUAUGGAGAAGACACUGGCACCUACAUGUGCAAGGCAACCAAUCUUCUCGGCGAAGCUAUGAAUACAUGCAAUGUUCGUGUGCUCAACCGUCGUAGCAUGAUCUUGGACACACAGCAUCCUGAUGCUCUUGAGAAGAUUCAAAAACUCGAAGCCAAGGCCGCUCCAAGCCGUCAAGAUAUCGACGAUCUUCCAAUUAGCCCACCACACUUUACAGUUGAACUUCGUGGAAACACCGAAAUCUACGAGGGCAAAACCGCUCACUUUGAAGCCCAAGUUCAACCAAUGCAUGAUCCCAAUCUUCGUAUUGAGUUCUACCACAAUGGAAAGCCUUUACCAUCAGCAUCGCGCUUCCAUAUCACUUUUGACUUUGGAUAUGUUGCUCUUGAUAUUUCCCAUGCAGUCGCCGAGGAUGCUGGUGAAUAUUCAGUGAGGGCUGUCAACAAUUUGGGACAGUGCACAUCAUCAACCAAUCUGCGUGUGAUUCCCUUCGGAGGAAUCCUUUCCGAAACACAACAUCCCGAGGGUCUUGAGAAGAUUCGCCAACUUGAAUCAAAUGCUCCCUUCCAAAGGCCAGAAGUUGAAGGACCAGCAACUCGUCAACGCCCAGUUUUCACCCAGCCUCUUCAAAACAUCGAUCGCAUCAAUGAGGCCCAAACAGCUCACUUUGAAGCUCGCCUCAUUCCUGUGGGUGAUCCAAAUCUCAAAGUGGAAUGGUACCGCAACGAGAAGCUCAUCGAGGACAGUUCUCGUAUCACCAAACAACACGACUUUGGAUUUGUGUCUCUGGACAUUUCCCACAUCCGCAAGGAAGACGAAGGCGUCUACAUGUGCCGCGCCAUCAAUCCACUUGGAGAGGCAGUCACAACUGCUUCUAUGCGCGUCGUCACUGAGGCCAGCAUUCAAAUGGACACCCAGCAUCCAGAGAGUAUCGGACGCAUUCGCCAGCUCGAGCACCCAUCAGCUCCUAAGCCCGAAGAACCAGAACGUAUGUUUGAAAAACCAAUAUUCACUCAAUUGCUUACAGGACCAUCAGAGCUCUGGGAAGGACAACAUGCUCACUUUGAAGCUCGUGUUGUUCCAGUUGGUGAUCCAACUUUGCGUUUCGAAUGGUACGUCAAUGGAGUUGAACUCCAGAUGGGAUCACGUCUACGCACCACCCAUGACUUCGGUUUCGUUACGUUGGACAUUAACUCAGUUGUCAAGGAGGAUUCUGGAAUGUACAUGUGUAGGGCCUACAAUGCUGCUGGUGAGGCUGUUUCUUCAACUGGUAUGAAGGUGAAAACAAAGUCUUCUAUUGUUGGAGAGCCUUUGAUCCCAGAGUCUUGGGAAGCAAUCCGUUUGAAGGAAGCUGCGAUGAACCGUGUUCCCGAAAUGUUUGUUGACACAUCACCACAACAGGCACCAGUCUUUACAACCCAUUUGCAAAGCUUCGACAAGCUCUCCGAAGGGCAACACGUUCGUUUGGAGGCUCAAGUCGAGCCCAGAGCCGAUCCUAACCUUAGGAUUGAAUGGUUCAAGAACGGUAUUUCUCUUACCACUGGAGCUCGCAUUCGCAGCACUUUCGACUUUGGUUUGGUUAACUUGUCGAUCAAUGGACUGCGUGAUGACGAUUCUGGAAUUUACACCUGCAAGGCUACCAACUUGAUCGGUGAGGCCGUUUCGACAUCAUCAAUUAAGGUCGAAGAUCGCCACUGGUUGAUGGCUGAUACUCUUCACCCAGAAUCUCUGCCACGCAUUGAUGCCCUUGAAGCACCCAAAGAGGGACGUCCUGCUGCUCCAGAACCAGUCUACGAGUCACCAGUCUUCAUCACUCAUUUGAACAACAUCGAGUGCAAGGAGAACGAGAGCGUUCGCUUCGAAUGCAAUGUUGAGCCAGCUCGUGACCCAACCAUGGGCAUCGAGUGGUUCUACAAUGGCAACCCAUUGCCAGCUGCAGCCAAGUUUAAGAGCAUCUAUGACUUUGGUUACUGUGCUUUGGAUUUGACAAGCUGUUACGCUGAAAACAGCGGAAUCUACACUUGCAAGGCUACCAACAGCAGGGGAUCCGCUACCACUUCCGGAACUCUGAAGUGUACCAGCGAUAAGACCAUGUUCUUUGAAACGCAACAUCCACAGGGAACUGCUGGUCUACAAGCUGUUCAAGAAACGGAGGAAGCUCUCGCAAAUAGAAGCAAGCCAAAGGAUGCCAAGCCCGAGAAAGCCUAUCCAGCUCCGGUUUGGACCGUUCCACUCAAUCCAGAAUUCAAAUUGUCAGAAGGACAACCAUUGCAUUUGGAAGGUAAUGUCGAACCAAAGGAAGAUCCCAACCUAUUCAUCGAAUGGUACUUUAACGGCAAACUUUUGCAACAUGGCUCGAGGUUCAAGAUGACCAGCGAGUUUGGCUUUGUCACUUUGGACCUCAUUGAGGUCUAUGAACGUGACCAGGGCAUGUACACUUGCAAGGCUUACAACAGGUCCGGAGAGGCCUUCACCCAGACAACCAUCUUCUGCAGCAGUAAGGAAAGCAUCAUUGAAAGGACCCAGCAUCCAAAGGGUGCAGAAGGUCUGGAGCAAAUCCAAGACUUGGAAGAGUCAUUGCGUAAGGACGGUACUAAGCCAGAGUCCCCAGAAGCAGGUCAAGCUCCUCGUUUUACAACCGAAUUUGUGCCAAUUAUGGACAUUGGUGAGGGAGAGAUUGCUCAUUUCGAGGCCAAUUUGGUCCCAACUGGUGACCAGACCAUGGUUAUUGAAUGGUUCUACAAUGGCAAAGUACUUGACGCUGGACAUCGCUUCCGUACUAUUUACGCAUUUGGAAUGGUUGCUCUUGAAGUAUUGGGCACUAAGAUCGAAGAUUCUGGCACUUACACCUGCCGUGCUACCAACAAAUGGGGCACCGCCGAGAUUCACGUUGAAUUGGGUUGCGUUGACAAGCCCAAGGGCCAGAAACCAAGGUUCACUUCACACAUUAAGAGCUUGGAAGGACUCAAGGAUGGACAAUCAGCUCACUUUGAGUGCACAUUGAUUCCAGUCAAUGAUCCAGAGCUCAAGGUGGAAUGGUACCAUAAUGGUAAACUCUUGCGUCACUCGAACCGCAUUAAGCCUGUCUCAGACUUCGGAUAUGUUCUGUUGGAUAUUGCUUACCUGCAAGAUCACGAUAGUGGAGAAUACGUAUGCCGUGCCUGGAACAAAUACGGUGAGGACUUCACUCGUGCCACACUCAAUUGCCGUGGACGUGGAGGUGUAUUCUCGGACACCCUUCAACCCGACUCACUGCAAAGAAUUCGUGAGCUGGAAUGCCCACAAAUGGGAGACCAACAUGGUCCAACCACACCAACUGGAGAACCACCUAAAUUCAUCACUCAAAUUUCCGAUGCCGUCAAAUUGGUGGAAGGACAAAGUGCUCACUUUGAGGCUCGUCUCACGCCAGUCACUGAUCCAGAGUUGGUCGUUGAAUGGUACUUCAAUGGAAAGAAACUGCCACAUGGACACAGAUUUAGGACGUUCCACGAUUUUGGUAUUGUUAUUCUGGACAUACUCUACUGCUAUGAAGAGAACUCUGGAGUAUACGAGUGUCGUGCUUACAACAAGUACGGCGAGGACGUCACUAGAGCGACUCUUAAGUGCUCAUCAAAGGCUAGCUUAAUUCUGGACUCGCAACUGCCGCGAGGCAUGGAGGGAGGCUUGGAAAAGAUCCAAAACUUGGAAAACUCCAUGAUCCGUUCCCGUGAUGAGACUGUCGAGGAAACACGUGGAAAAGCACCUGUGUUCACUGUACCUCUAUCAAACAUCGACAACUUGCGUGAAGGUGAAAACGCUCACUUCGAGGCCCGCCUUACACCAACCAACGAUCCUAAGCUUAAGGUCGAAUGGUACUGGAAUGGCAAACCAUUGCGAGCUGGUUCUCGCUUCCGUACAUUCUGCGACUUCGGAUUUGUGAUUCUUGAAAUUUCACCAGUGUAUCCUGAAGAUUCUGGUGAGUUCUCAUGCCGUGCCAUCAACGAAUACGGUGAAGCAGUCACCACAGCUACCAUGAAGAUCCAAGGCAAACGCAGUAUCAUCAUGGAAUCGCAGCUGCCAAAGGGUAUGGAGGGCACUAUCGACCGUAUUGCUGAACUUGAAGGCCUCGGUGCUGGACGUAGUGAAUUCGUUCAGGAAGACGACUCAGGCAAACCACCAGAGUUCAUCACAACACCUUUCGAUAUGGUCAUUACUGAGAACUCGUUGGCUCACUUCGAAUGCCGCUUGCAGCCAAUUAACGAUCAAAGUAUGCGCGUUGAAUGGUUCCACAAUGGCAAGGCAUUGUGGGCUGGUUCCCGCAUUAAGACCAUCAAUGACUUUGGAUUUGUUAUCCUUGAAAUUGCCGGAUGCUAUCAACGUGAUUCUGGCUUGUAUACCUGCAAGGCAACCAACAAACACGGUGAGGCUUCCGUCUCAUGCAAGUUACAAGUGCGUGGUCGCCAGGGUAUCAUAAUGGAACCACAACUGCCAUCGAACUUCCGCAGCGGUACAGAGAGUCUGCAAAAACUCGAAGAAAGUCUGCACAAGCGUGAGGAGAUCUUCAUCGAUGAAGAACAACCAAAUCCACCCAAGUUCACCGAACAAAUCAAGGACAAUCUCGAUGUUCAAGAAGGCGGACCCAUCCACUUUGAUUGCAAGGUGGAACCAGUUGGUGAUCCAACAAUGCGAAUUGACUGGUUCUUCAACGGACGUUCCCUGGCCACUGGCUCUAGGGUGCAUAUGUUGAAUGACUUUGGAUUCAUUGCGUUGGACAUCGAUUACAUCUAUGCACGUGAUUCUGGCGAAUACAUCUGCCGAGCCACAAACAAGUGGGGUACUGCCCAGACUGUUGCAAAGGUAACAUGCAAAGGCAAGAGCAACAUUGUCUACGAUACACAAUUGCCAGACAGCAUGACUGCUGAGAAAUUGAAGGAACUCGAACGUGGACGAAUUGUCGAAGAGCCAAAACCAGUCGAACAAUCAUUUGGUCCUCCAAAGUUCAUCACAGAAAUUGCCUCAGUCAUGGUUGAAGAAGCUGAAGCUAUCCGUUUUGAGUGCCAAGUUGAGCCUAAAGAAGAUCCUAAACUGCGUAUCGAAUGGUACCAUAAGGGUAAAUUGAUUCCUAUCGGACAUCGUUACCGUACAGUUCAAGAUAUGGGCUUUGUGUCCUUGGACAUUCUGUACGUAUAUGCUGAGGACUCUGGCGAGUAUGUCUGUCGUGCCGUGAACGACUAUGGUGAAGACAGAACUGUUGCAACAAUUAGCUGCAAACAACAACCAUCAAUUGUUCUCCAGAACCAGGUACCAAGAGGCAUGCACCGCAACGAAACCAUCACCCAAAUGGAAGCAGCCAUCAAGAGGUACACAUCUGAAGUACAUCUCACUGAAGAUGAUCUCUUCGACCCCGAUCGCAAGCAACCACCAAGAUUCGUCACCCAAAUUAAGGAACAAACCAAGCUGGUAGAGAUGCAAUCUACCAAGUUUGAAUGUCAAUUGGCUCCAGUAGGUGAUCCCAACAUGAAAGUUGAAUGGUUCUUCAAUGGCAAACCAUUGUUGCAUAAGAACCGAUUCUUGCCAAUCUAUGACUUUGGCUAUGUAGCCAUGAACUUUGGAUGGGUAUACCCAGAAGACAGCGGUGAAUAUGUAUGCCGUGCUACCAAUUUAUACGGUAUGGACGAGACCAGGGCUAUGAUCAAGACAACUGGCAAACCAGGAAUCGUUUACGAUUCACAAGUACCAAGCUACAUGAACAGCAUUGAAAGAAUCAGAGAGAUGGAAGCAUCAUGGCAAGUUGUUCCUGAAGAGCCUGAUGUAGAUGCCAAACCAAGAUGUGCACCAACAUUUGUAAGCAAGUUGGAACCACAAACUGUAGAAGAGGGCGAAUGCGCGAGAUUCUGUGUACGUGUUACGGGACAUCCACGGCCGAGAGUAAUGUGGCUCAUCAAUGGACACACUGUUGUGCAUGGAUCUCGUUACAAACUUACAAACGAUGGAAUGUUCCAUUUGGAUAUUCCAAAAACACGACAAUACGACACUGGAAAAGUAGAAGUCAUUGCUCGCAAUUCAGUUGGCGAAGCAAUUGCUACAACCGAACUCAAAGUAGUUGCACGUUCCGAUGACUAUCGUAGCAUUUUGAAGAAUUCACCAAGACCAUGGUAUGAUCAAGAACUAUCAAUUUACCAAAAAGAACGUCAAGAAAACGAACUAGAGAAGAUGUUCGAUGAGCGUAAGCAAUAUUUGGCCGAUCAGAGUGGAGCCAAUCUAAAGGGAGUUGAGCAUCUUAAGCAAAAGGUUAUCAAACCUGAAGUGCCUGAGUGGCAAAAGACUGUCAAGUCCAAGAAAAGCGACGACUACUACAACAAAUUGCAAGAACUCGAAACCGAACAAUUGCUUAAGGAGACCAAGUUACGUGAAGACCAUCAUCAAUUUGCUAUUCCCGGACAAAAGAUUGUUGCCACCUCGGCUGCCAAGGGUAUGGCCCAAAACUAUGAAGAGAGCUUGUAAGUGUCCUCAAAUAUUCACCCCAGCUUUUCGAACCUUUCUUGAAUAUUUCAUUCUUUCAAUUUCAGAGAAAAAUCUGAAUCCUUAGAUCAACAAAAAACUACCAGCACUCAGAAGAUCAAGAAGAAGGGACCCGCUGAACCAUCUGAAUCAUCGGUACAUGGUCGUGAAGUGCACAUGAACAAGCAGAAACAAGUCCAGAAGCAAGUUGUUGGAGAUCUUGAAAUAACUCGCAAAAUAACUGCUACUGAAACAACUGAAGUCGAACAUAAGGGCACAAUUCAAGAACGUGUCGUUGAGGGACCCGUCCAACCAGCUAAGCCUCCAGUCUUCACAAAGAAGAUUCAACCAUGCCGUGCCUUUGAAAACGAACAAGCUAAGUUCGAAGUUGAAUUUGAUGGUGAGCCAAUGCCAACCAUCAAGUGGUAUCGCGAAAACUUCCCCAUUCAAAACUCCAAAGACUUGCAAAUUCACACCUUUGGAUCAAAAUCAGUUUUGAUUAUUCGUCAAGUCUUUGUUGAGGAUUCAGCUGUGUUCUCAUGCAUUGCUUCGAACCGUGGUGGAACUGCCAAAUGCAGUGCUAACUUGGUUGUAGAAGAGAGACGUCGUGCUGGUAAGGGUGGAAUUUCACCACCAAGCUUUGUUCAGACCAUUCAAAGCACCAACGUUGCAACUGGACAGUUGGCUCGAUUCGAUGCUAAAGUAACCGGCACCAAGCCUUACGAUGUAUACUGGCUGAAGAACGGUACAAAGAUCCAGCCAAACAUUAAGCACAAGAUGCUCGAAGAGGACAACAUUUACACUUUGCUAGUCAUCGAACCAACUCCUGAGGAUUCGGGUCGUUACGAAUGUGUUGCUGUGAAUGCAGCUGGUGAAGCUCGUUGUGAUGCUGAUUGCUUCGUUCAAUCGCCAACCAAGGCCGACAAACCAACCACACCUGGCAUUGAAAAGGCACCAGUUCUUGUUGAGCCAUUGAAGAACCAAUCCGUCGAAGAGACCAGCAAGGUUAUCUUCAAGUGCCGUGUUGUGGGUAAACCAACACCAACAGCUAGAUGGUAUCGUGGGGACAAUAUGAUCAAACCAUCGCGUUACUUCCAAAUGACCCGACAAGGAGAAUACUAUCAAUUGGUUAUUUCGGAGGCGUUCCCCGAAGAUGAGGGUGUUUAUAAGUGUGUUUUGGACAGUAAAAUGGGCACAGUACAAACAAGUGCCACAUUAAAGGUGCGUCCACUUGAGAAUUUGGAUGCUCCACCAACCAUAACUGCCUUGAAAGAUGUCACUGUGACCGAAGGUUUACCAGCUCAAUUUAAGACAACCAUCACUGGCAAAGUAAAGGCUACAGGAGUGCAAUGGCUGCGCGAAGGACAACUGAUUCCUGAAACACCCGAUUUUCAGAUGAUUUUCGAUGGCAACAGUGCCGUUCUACUUAUCGGAACAACAUACGAAGAAGAUUCUGGUAUCUUCACAGCUCGUGUAACAUCUUCAACUGGACAAGUUGAAUCAUCAGCUAAACUGACCGUUAAAAGUAAGAAUGACGCCAAUGAACGUCGUAUUUCUGCAUACCAAUUGCAAACAAUUGAUUCUGUGGAAGAUGAGUCAUCCUCUGGCAAGGAGGAUAGCUCACCAGAGUCUCCCCAACCACAACAGCCCUACCCACCGCAGUAUACUCAAAAUUUGCAAGUAAACGGUCUCAGUGGUCGUAAGCCGAGAUCGAAGAAGCCACGCAGCAAGAGUUUGCAGCCUCAAUCCAAUAUUGUCCCUUGGCGAAAGAGCUCAAGACCUCGUCGUGGUCGCUCACUUGAGAAGCAACCUUUCCUUCCUGGUUUCAAACCGGAGCCAGUUAAAUCAUGGACUGAGGAGCCAAUUACGUUGAAACCGGCAACAAUUGAAAAGAAGGUUGUACCGAAAUAUGAAGUCGCAAAGGUAUUCCUUAAAUCGAUCAAGGAUGAACGUGAUCAAGGGUUGCUCAGUAUCGGUUAUCAAUUGGAGAAGAUCAUUGAGGGCAAGACUGAAAAGGAGGCAAUUCCAUGGGUGACAAUGCGUGAGAAAUUACGCGCUGUUGAAAGAGUUCAGAAACAAUUGGAGAGUUUUGAUAUUGAAGAUGUCUAUUUGUCACCAUUGCAAUAUGCCAAAGAACCAAUAACGCCACAACAGCCUCAACAGGCACAACAACAAAUUAUGAAAGAAAGAGAGAUUGAAAGACUGAAGAGUUUCGAAGAUGGAGCUAUUAUGGAUUUCACUGAAGAAGUUGAGAAACUCAUUUCGACUCAACCGAAAACUGAUGCAAUUCCAUGGAAAGAAAUGCGCAAGCAACUCAAAUCCGUGCAGAAGGUUCAUAAGCAAAUUGAAAAGUUCAAGAUCGAAGAAGUUGAAUUGAAGUCAGUAAGUGUACAGAAUGCAACUUCACAAAUGGUAACAAUGACUGUGGAUGAGUCUUCUAAGGGAUCAAUUGAGAAAGUAAUGACUAGGGAAGAUAUCGAAAGAUACGAACAGAUGAGUGAAGCACAGAAACAGCAGUACAUCACAACUGAAGACAUAAAUAUUCUCACAGUUGAAGAACGAGAAAGGUUGGAAGCUCAACGUCUGAUUAACCAGCAGCACGCAACGAAUUGGAGAAAGCCAAGAACUGAGUACCAACAACAGAAUAGUUCUUUAUUAGAAGAUUCCAGCACAAUUGAAAUAGAAGAAGAUACCAAGAAAGUGGUAAAACAACAGGCCACUGAUGAAAUUGCAGUAUAUCGACGAAUGAGCAAGACUGAAAUGACCCAAGAAUCACAUCGUCAAGAGUUCACUAGUAUUGAAGACACUAAUAUCAUGAGUCUUCAGAAGAGUGAAUGGGAAGAUAGUGAAUUGAUAAGAAAACAAGAAGCGCCCGUUCAUUGGCGUCGUGGCAAGCCAGCACAACAGACAGAAGAGACUCAACUUGAACACGUUGAAGACUCUACAUUCCUUGAUCGCCGGGAACAAGAGACUGAGGAAGUUAGGAGAGAAGAAUCGGUGAUACAGCAGCCGAAACACUGGCGUAGAGGUAAACCAACUGAAUUCCAGCAAGUUGAAGAUACCUCAUUGCUGGACAUCAAACCAGAUGAAGUUGUAGAGGAAACAACCCAGAAACCUCAAGAGGUACCAGUUAUGUGGGAAAGAGGCAAACGCAGGCCAAAAGAAGAAAUUGCUACUCAAGAAAUGGCUACUGUUGAACAGAAAGAGGAAAAAUUACAGCCAAAACCAACGAAACGCAUCAUUCCACAGAAACAAGAACCAGAACAGGUAGAAAAAGUCGUUCUUAAACCAAUUCCUAGACAGAAACCACAGCAACAAGUUGUUGAGGCAGAAGAGCUAGAACUUAAACCUGUAACUAAGCCCUUGACGUCUGAAGUAAUUUUGGAUCAGCAUAGACCACAAAUAGAGGAAGAAGCAAAGGAGAUUAUAAAACCUGCUCCAGAAGAGGUUAAAGAAGAAAUUGUACCUAAAAAACAACCUGAACAGAUUCAACCUCAGGAAACUGCUGUACCAUGGUUAAGAGGUAAAAAGAAGGAGCCCCAACAACAAGAAAAAGUGGAACAAGUUUCUCUUAAGCCCACACCAAGACAAAAGCCAACACCUCAAGAAGCUGUGGCUGAAGAAGUUCAACUUAAGCCUGUUUCACGACCAAAAGCUACAGAAACCCCUGAAGAAAUUUCUCAUGUAGAAAGGGUAUCAGAAGAAGUUACUGAACAAAUAAAGAGAGUCAAAGAAGAAAUUGAAGAAUCUAUUGAAGAAAAACCAGAACAGCAACCAAAGGUACUGGAAGUUGCUGUUCCAUGGGUUCGAGGCAAAAAGGUCGAAAAACAACUUCAAGAACCUGAAAGGGUUGAGCCAGUUGCACUCAAGCCAAUACCUAGGCAAAAACCAAAACCAGAAGAAGCAAUUACUGAAGAAGUUCAACUUAAACCAAUUGCUAGACCGAAACCAGAAGAGGCCGUUACUGAAGAAGUUCAACUUAAACCAAUAUCUAGACCAAAACCAGAAGAAUUGGUAUCUGAAGAAGUGCAACUCAAACCAAUUUUAAGGCACAAGCCAGAAGAGGAAGUUAUUGAAGAAGUUCAAAAGAGAGGCAGACAGAAGGAGCCACAACAACAAGAAAGAGUAGAACAAGUUUCUCUAAAGCCCACACCAAGGCAAAAGCCGAAACCUCAACAAGCUGUGGCUGAAGAAGUUCAACUUAAGCCUAUUUCACGUCCAAAAACUAAAGAGAUCCCUGAAGAAAUUUCUGAACUAGAAAAGGUAUCAGAGGAAAUAACCGAACAAAUUAAGAAAGUUGAAGAACAAAUUGAGGAAAGUAUUGAUGAAAAACCGGAAGAGCAACCAAAGGUUCAAGAAGUUGCUGUUCCAUGGGUUCGAGGCAAAAAAGCCGGAAAACAAAUUCAAGAACCUGAGAAAGUUGAACAAGUUACGCUCAAGCCUACUCCUAGGCAAAAACCGAAACAAGAACCAGUUGUUGAGGAAGUGCAAUUAAAACCAAUUGCCAAACCACAACCAGAAGAGGCAAUGACUCAAGAAGUACAACCAAAGCCAAUUUCAAAGCCGAAACCGAUGGUCAAGGAAAAACAGAUCUCACAAGAAGAAAAGGUGCUUGAAGAAACUCCUGAAGAAGCAAAACCAGCACAAGAGGAAGUUGAGGAAUUGACACGCCCUGAAGAAAAACCUGAACUUCAAACAGCACAAGAGACCGCUGUUCCAUGGAAACGAGGAAAGAAAACCGAAAUACGUCUCCAAGAGCCAGAAAAAGUAGAACAGGUCACAUUGAAACCUACUCCCAGGAAACAGGCUACAAAACCAGAACCUGAAAAGCCUGAAGAAGUACAGUUGAAACCAUUUAAAAGGCAGUCCAUUGCUGAGCUUCCACAACAACCAGUUCAGCUUGAACCUGUUCCUCAACCAGAGAAACCUGUUGAGGAAGAAAUUCAACCACAACCACAGGAGGCAGUUCCUUGGCAACGAGGAAAGAAACAGAAGCCACAACCUGAAGAAAUUGAAGAGAAAUCAUGGCCAACUGGUAAGAGGAAGCCUAUGGAAAAAGAGCCUGAAGAACCAGUUUCUCUCAAGCCAAUUCCAAGACAAGUUCCAAAAGAAGAACCUAUCGAAGAGGUGUCACUUAAGCCAGUGAAACGUCCUACACCAAAACCUCAAAAGGAAGCAAUAGAAGAAGUGAUCCUUAAACCGGUAGUAAAGCAAAAAACAAAGCCAGAACCAGAAGAGGAACAACAAAUUACAUUAGCACCUGUUCUAAAGCCAGAAGUUGUGGAAGAAAAAGAACCAGAAAAACCGACCGCAAUAAAGAAGAAGCCUAAAGAAGAACCUACCCCAGUGGAAGAGGCUCAAUGGCCAAAGGGAAAAAGACGUCCAUUGGAACCAGAACCAAAGGAAGAGGUUCAACUCAAACCAAUUCCUAGGAAAACAGUUCCCGAAGCCCCUAAAGAAGUUGAAAAAUCAAAAAUCACACAAAAGCCCAAGGAAGAAAUUCCUUCAAUUCCCGAUGAAGAACCAAUUCAUCUAGAGAAGGUUAAACCAAUUGAACCAGAAGAAAAAGAAAAGGUACCCGAAGAAGUGAAACUACCAUGGAAGAGAGGAGAAAAGAAGAAGCCAGAAGAGCAAACAAUUGAAGAGAAGAAAUGGCCAAAGGGCAAGAUUCGUCCUCAAGAACCAGAGCCAAUGGAAGAAGUUCAAUUGAAACCAAUUCCGAGAAAACCAAUUGAAGAAGUUGUAGAACCACAACAAAAGCCAAAGAAAACACCGAAGCCGAAACAUGAAAAGCUUCCAGAAAUUCCUGAUGCCGAACCAGUUGAGUUAGAGAAGGUUGAACCAUUUGAAAUAGAAAAGGUUCCAGAGGUGCCAGAAGAACAACCAAAGGUGCCAUGGAAGCGUGGUGAAAAGAAGAAGCCUGUAGAAGAGCCAAUUGAAGAGAAACAAUGGCCAACAGGUAAAAGGAAGCCAAGAGAAGAAGAGGCACCAGAACAUGUUCAACUUAAACCAAUUCCAAAGAAACAACCUGAAGUCGAAGAACAGUUGCCAUCUCCAAUCAAGGCACCCGUUCUGAAACCGGAGGAACCUCAAGCUCCAGAACCAGAAGAAGAAGAAAUCAUUUUCGAGCCGGUAGUCGAAGAAGAACCACGCAAAGAAAAACAGAAAAAGAAGAAACCAAAGCUUCACAAGGCCACUCGGUCCGUGGAUGAAGUGAGUGAGGAGCAAGUUUUGCCUUUCCAAGAACCUAUUGCCGAAGAAGAUCAAGUAGAUGCUUUGCCAGUUGAUUUGACAGGUAAAAUUGCUGUUACAGAAGAAGUUCUUCCACACACAGCUGAAGAAAUCCUCACCGAAGAAAUUGUCAAACAACGUGCUCAUAAGAAACGCACAAAGCGCCUCAAGGAAGUCUCUUUCGAUGAACAGCCCCAAUUGCUGGACGCCGAAGAGGUCAGGGAAGAGGAAAUAGUAGAAGAACAAAAAGAAGUUUCUCAAAAAACAGUUACCCUUCAGAAGAAAAAGGAAGAACCAAGACCACAGUACAUUACGACGGAGCAGCUGAUUGAGGUCGAUGUUGAUGAGGUUCAUCGUGAGAUUGAAAUGAAGCUCACUUCGAACAUUGUUAAGAAGGAAAGAAGACGCAUUCACAUCGACGACAGUCAGCCGCUUCCCGAACUGGAACUUAUUACGCAAAAACGAAUUCAGGAAGGUCUUGAUAAGCUUGCUGAUGAAGAACUCAUCGAAGACCAAGUCAUCCAACAAACCUCUGAGCAAACCAUGUCCGAGGUUAUGGAACAAGAACGAAAGAUAGUUCGUAAGAAGAAACGCGAAGUUCGUCCUCCAAGAAUUACCGAGAAACUAAUGCCUCGGGAAUGUGUUCCCGAUAAGCCAGCAGUUCUUGAAUGCAAAGUUGAGGGUAUACCGUUCCCUGAGAUCAACUGGUACUUUAAUGACACUCUUCUAUUCGCUUCUGAGAAGUAUGAGAUGUCUGUGGUAGAGAGCGUUGCGAAGCUUAAGAUCGUCAAGGUAACACCACAAGACGUUGGAGUUUACACGUGCCAAGCUAAGAACGAAGGUGGUGUUGCAACCUCAACUGCUAAUGUCCUACUUGAAUCAGAAACAGGACUAGCUCCACAAUUUAUCAAGCCACUCAAGAUUGAGUUUACCGAAGAAAAACCAGAAAGAUGCUCAGUGACAGUCACCUGUCAAGUUGAGGGAAUUCCUAAACCAUCUGUGAAAUGGUUCCGUGGUGUCGAAGAACUUAUACCAAGUGAAACAGUUCAAAUGUUCUAUAACGAAGAAACCGGUGAAGUAGCCUUAGAAAUUAUAAAUCCACCAAUAAAUGAAGCUGUAAAGUAUUCAGUUCAAGCUGAGAACACUUUUGGUAGAGCAAUUGGAAAUGCCAAUAUUCUGCGAGAAGACGAAUCAUCUGAAGAAACUAAAGAAAUACAGAAACCACCAACUGUCACACCGUUGACAGUUAAGGUUGUACCAACUGGUGGAACUCUUGUAUUUGAGUCCGUCUACGACGGUCUGCCUAAGCCUGAAAUUAAGUGGUUGCGCAAUGGUCGAGAAGUCCAAGUCAAUGAAGAUGUUACCAUCAUCACAACAGAAACCACAACAACAAUAACUGUCAAAAAUAUGACCCGCAAACGAACCGGUAAAUAUGAAAUCUGGGCAAGAAAUUCAGUUGGCGAGGCUAAGUCUUCUGGUUCUGUUGUUGUUUCCGAUCAACCACAGAGCAAAGAAAUUCAACCACCACGUUUCAUCGAACCACUACGACCGAAAUUCAUAGGCGAAAAUGAAGUAGCCAUUUUAGAGGCAGUAGUUGAAUCCGAACCGGUUUCUUCAUUCCAAUGGUUCGUUCACACUGAACCAAUCAAAAGCUCAACUGAGUGUCGCAUCAUGACAGAAGGAAACAAAUCGGUUCUUUUAAUCGAGAACUUCAGCAAAAAAUUUGCUGGUCCUUACACGUGUCGAGCGGAGAAUGUAGGUGGUUCAGUUACUUCUUCAGCUACCGUUGACAUCCUCGAAGAUUCACCAUUCGAACAGGUGACAGAAUUCAUUUCACCACGAUUUAUUGAACCACUGCAACCUGUCCAAGUAAUGGAUGGUGAGAAAUUACAUUUGAUAUGCGAGGUACAUGGACAGCCAAUACCACGUGUAGAAUGGUUCCACAACGACGAGAAGAUUGUCGAAACUAAGGAAACAAUUAUCACACAAGACAUUCGCGGGGUUUGCACUCUGUCUAUUGCAGAGGUAUUCCCCGAAGAUGAUGGUGAAUAUACGUGUGUGGCAACGAACAAAAUCGGAGAGGCCAUUACAAAAACAACUGUUAACAUCCAAGCAUUUGAAUAUAUCCCCGAUUCUGAAAUCACUGGUCAAACUGCUUCCGAAGAAGACCUACUCGAUAAGACAAUUUCGAUUGACGAAAUUGCACCGAAAAUAAUUAAAAAACUCCCCGAAUUAGUUCAACCCAAAGAGGGUGAACUUGCGAAACUUGAAGUUAAAGUUAUUGGAAAACCCAAGCCAAAAACAAAAUGGCUACGCGACAACGAAGAGAUAUUCGCUUCAGAAGAAUAUCAAAUUGAGAAUUUCGAAGAUGGCACAUCGGUGCUGGUAAUAAACCAUGUUUAUCCCGAUGAUGUGGGUACGAUUAGUUUCGAAGCCUACAAUCCAUUGGGUGUUGCGGUAACAACGGCUGAAUUUGCUGUUGAAGGAAUCGUCGGAACAAGGGAUUACAGAAAACCAGAAUGGGUCAGUCACAUGGAGGAAAUGCAAAAACUCCUCAAAGCUCAUAAAUGUUCACCAACUUUUGUAUCAGAAAUGAGAGAUUGUCGUGCUGCGCUUGGUGAAUCUGCUAAAUUUGAAGUACAAUUCUCAGGAAAUCCAAUUCCAGCUCAACUUCAAAAACAGAACAAAAUUAUCAAUACAAAUUCUAUACAACUUGCCAGUGAAUAUUUUGUGUCGGACCUUCGAAAACAUAAAUUCAUUUUUCGAAAAAUUCAACACUUUAAUUUCUUAAAUAAGAAGACCGAAAUUGUUUAUACACAUUAUGUAGAUGUUCAAUGGUACUUCAACAACGUUCAACUUCGUGAUUCCGAUAAAUAUCGUAUUGUCAUCGAGGAAUUUACAUCCUCACUAACAAUUCUCUCUAUUACCGAUGAGGACAGAGGCUAUUAUAUUUGUAAACUUGUCAAUGAAGUAGCAGUAACUCUGACUCGGGCUAAAUUUGACACAUGUUCGGUUUCACAAAAGACAGUUGUGGAAACUGAAAAAUCCAAGAAAUUUGUUACAAAGAAAAAACUUGUCAAAAAGAGCGGUGGUAUUCGCAAACAGAUACAAAGAGAUACUCGUAGAACAACAGUUUCUACUACUCCUGAUGUGUCAGAAAUGUCAGAUGUCCCUGAAGUGACAGUUGAAGUGAUUAAAGUUAAGCAACCUGUAUCGGUGCUUGUUGAAAAAUCUGAAGUUUCUGAAGUGCAAGUUGUCAAAGAUCGUAAAGAAGCCGAUGCCGAAAUAAUGAAGGAAGUAAAAGUUAUCGAAAGUGAAGAAAUUGAUAAAACCCAAUCAAAGAUAGAAGUUCAAAUUGACAAGCAAGAAACAUUACAAACAACUUCAACAACAACCACUACAACAACAACUACAACAAUUAAAAAAGUCGAAUCAAUUGAAAUCACCGAAACAGUUCGAAUAAUACGUGAGAAAAUCUCUCAAAAAUCAAUCAAACAAGAAGAUGUUUUGGUAUUGAAAAAACACGAAGAAGUCAAUUGGAUUUUAACUUCAAUCGAAGCUGAAACAUUUGGUGCUGGCGAAGCAGCAUUACGUGAUUUGGCAACUAUUGGACUAUUAUUGAGAUAUGGUUGUUCGAUUAGUGAAAUUACAUAUAUGUAUGAGGAAGAUAUAUUUGUGUCACUUAAAAAGCCCGAAUCACAAUCGGCCUUAGUAACACUUGUCGAAAGAGAAGGUCAUGAUAGAUUGAUAACAUUGAUUUUGAGUGAAAGUUCGACAGAAGAUGAAUCGAUAUUAGCAGCUACUGUGGGAUUUAAAGCAUUCAUAAGAAUGAUUGAAACAUGUGAGAUAACAAUUGAAGAAGUUAUUAGGAAAUUUGUUCGUGAAGAUUUUAUCGUGCAAGAUUGGAAGAUAUCGGCCAAAGAGCGAGUGGUAGAAACAUCUCAAGUUAUUGACUCUCACCAAGCGUUAACUCAUAUUAAAGUCGAGCAAACCUACAUUGAAGAACGGACAGUUGUAGCUGUUGAAGGUGUGAGCACAGAAGAAUACUUAGAAAUAGAUCCAACUGACCUAUCAAAAGAAAACAGCAUUAUACUGAUCAUCUGUCAACUGUCUACCGUGUGUUGUUGUGUCAACAAAACAAAUGAAAAAAAAACAUGCCGUGUAAAAAUUUGCCAACUAAACAAAAAAAAAAAAAAAACAAAAAGAAAAACCUACAAAUCCUUUCCAUAUUUUUUGACAAAUGAAAAAUCUAACACACAACUACAUUCUGAUACUUACAUUACAUUCGCAGAAACAACAACAACAUCAACAACAAUUGUUGAAGAACAUGCACUACAACAACAGGAACAAACGGAUAUUCAAAUCACUAAAAAGGAUAAAACAAGGAAAACGAAAAUCACCAAAAAACAACAACAACAACAACAAGAAUCCGUUCAAGAACAAUCAACUAUUUCAAACAUACAGAUACAACAACGACAACAAACAGAACAAAUACUCUUUCAAAAAGAGAAAAUCUCUGUUCUCGAAUCCCAAACAGAUCAAAUUGUUCAAAGUCUAACCGACCUUGAGCGACCAUUACCAGUUCAAACACUACCAAGCACAAUUCCUCUUGAGACACCUGUCAUCGGUGAGGAUGUACAAUUAACUCAGCUUUCAACAGAUUCUCCAUUAUCAGUGCAAGCCGAUAGACAAGUUGUGCCACAAAAAAUAUUGACAGUUCAAGAAGAACUGAUUGCCAACGAACGAGAGGACGAAGGAGUCCUUAUUGUACAGCAACACGUACAAGAAGUUGUUGAGACAAACAUUCCGAAAGAGGCGCUGCGCGCUGCAGAGGUUACAGAAGUUGCAACAGGCGAGAGCUUUGGCGAAAAGGUUACUAAGUUAAUAACAGCAGAAGCAAGUGCUAUAGUUCGCAGUGACUUACAACAGUCUGUUAUAGUGGAAAAGGCUUUGAUUGAACAUUCUCUAAAAGAUCUUCCCGAAGAUAUCACUUCAGAACAAAAAGCAAACCUCGACAUAUUACCAUUACAAUCUUGUGAUAAUUUCGAAGUCACAGCUGGAUUUUCGGAGGCAUCGUUCGAAGGUCAACCAGAGCCUAGAAAAGCGGUCAAGGCGGAAGAAGUCUUCACAACACACAAAAGCAUUAAAGUUGUAAAUAUCGAUCAAACUGAGUCUACAGGACAUCCUAUAGAAAUGCCAAGUGAAGUUCUUCAUCAACUAGAUUCGAGUAUUUUACUCAAUGAACCACUAGAAAUCUCUGAAACUAUUGCUGAAGAUAAACCAUCGAAAUAUUAUCCGGAAGUUAUUGUUCCAACUGAGUCUGCAACUAAAAACCUGGUAGAAAAUAAAGUAUAUCUUUCUGAGGAAACGAUCGCAGUUGAUAAAGAAUCUGAAUUACAACAGCAGAAAUUGACAACGAAAUCGAUAGCCAAUAUCGAGAUAACUGAGAAUAUUCCUCUUGAAAUAAGUGAGGCUAUACUUAGAGAUUCUGAAAAUAUAUUGCCUGAAGACAAGAAAACGCUAACAUUCCAAGCUAAGGAUGUGAUUGUAUUGCAAGAGAACGUCUUAUCGUCUGUAAUAGCUGAUACUCAAAGUCCAACUGAGGAGAAGACUAUAACCUUGGAUGAUUAUAAGGAAGCAUCAUUACAAGUUGUAGAGCAGUUGCAUCUAGAUUCACAUUUAAUCAUCACCCAUGAAACCUCAGGUGACUUAGUUACAGAUGAUACAAAGGUUACACUUUUGAGUGCAUCUGAAAAAUUCAAUGGACUACCAACAAGCGAAGUUCUAGAACAAUUUAUUGCUGAGGAGCCUGAUACUUUCGAAAGCUCUAAGGAAAGUUCAAUUAAUGCUAAAAAAACUGUUUCACCACACGAAGCAAUUGUCAUAUCGGAAGAUUCACCAUUGAGUACAACUACGGAUGUUGAAUAUUCCAAACCGAAAAAAGAAAAAAGUAGAACCGAUGUCCAUACACUUGAUGCUCCUGAAGUAAGUGAGGUUGACUUCCAUGAGAAGGAGCAAGAAUGGAAACAACCAACUAAGCCGGUCUCAGAAAUCGCUUCUACACAAUUUGAGCUCCAGGCCCCACUUAAUGUGGAGCAUAUUAUAACCGGUGAUUUAGAGACAGAUUUAUCUAUUUUGGAAAAACCUGAGGAGCAUACAGCUAGCCAAUCAAACAUUUAUUUCAACUACAAAGCCGCUUUGACCGAAGAAGUUCAACCAGAGCUUAAAACCGAUUUGCUGCAAGGUGAAAAACCACAUCAGGCCGAAGCAAAGGGGUCUUAUGAAGGUGUUACCGUAAUUGAAACUUAUCAACAAAAUAUCCUGGAGAACACUGUCAACCUCGAAACCAUCGAGACACCAAAGGCAAAGAAUUCGCAAGCGGUUAUUAAUAUUAACGAGUCAUUGAAGAUCACCGAAGUAAUAUCUAAUGAAGCUGAAAGUGAAAUGAAACUAACAGAAAUUCCACAAGAACAAACGGUUGCCGCAUCAAUAUCAGAAAGCAACCGACCUCUUGAAGUAUCUGACUUCCAAAUUUAUCAAACAAUAGAUGUUGUCGAUGAAUUAAAACCUGAUUUAGCCAAAGCCCACCAAUCCCUUGCUGAACUUGUUGGACAAGAUAUCAGUCAGCAGGAAACUUUGGAUCAGAUAACAAACCUUCAAUUAGAGCCCAAACCAAAAGAUCAAGUUGCAGAAGGUCUGCUCGAUUUACUACAACCAGUUGAAAUCAGUGCAUCUCUUACGCAUGAAAAAGAAGAUGAACUGAAUGUGCAAACGCCAUUUGAAACAAGAGAAGCUAAAUUAGUUCAGGUCCACGGCCUUACAGUUGCCAGCAACGACUUAGCAGAAUCGAACGAAGCCCUGUCUGAUAUUCCUGAGAACCAGCCUAAGGUUUUACAAAACGCACAAAUUUCACUCAACACAUUAUCAACAGCAGUACAAUCUCAGACAGGCACCUUAGAAGGUACUGAAGAUUAUCAUCAACAGCUGGCAAUUUCAACCAAAAUCUCAAAGGUGGAUAUUAUUUCAAACCAGGCUCAAAUUGAGGUCACAACAAUGGAGACAUCCGAAAAAGAAAAAUCCUUUACAACGCCAGCUCAAUCUGUGUCAGAAUCAGCGGAAAUUUGUAUUUCCGAAACUAAAAAAUCAGCACUUGUAAGUGAAACUAGUGCUGUUGAAAGUACUACCGAGUUAACGGAUGUCCGACCAUUGGAAUCUUCUGGGAAACCAUUGACUUCUAAUUAUAAUGAGGUUACAGUUGAUCAAGCUGUCAUAUACGAAAGAGAAAUAAAUUUACAGUCCCAUGAGAAAGCGAAGGAACGUGUUGCUGAAAUGGUUUUGAGUCCCGUUAACGCAGUAAUCGUCUUAUCGGAUAGGCCAUAUGAGACACCAAAUGAUUUCUUACAGGCAAUAGCCCCUCAAACAGAAGUACAGUUAGGGCAGUCUGAUAUUCUCAAAACUGCAAUUACUGAAGAAGUUGUUCCUAGCCAAAAUGUUGGUGAAGUUCUUCAAGAUAACGUUAAAAAGGCAAUUGCAAGUGAAACAAUCGACAAGGCCAAUGAAACUGAAAUUUCUGAGACCCUGGCAUAUGAGAAGUCCAUUGAUAAUAAGUUUGAUAUUAUUAAGCUGGAAGCCAACCCUCAGCAGACUAUUGUCAUAAACCAAUUUGUUGCAAUGGAAGAUAACAACAUAGUAAUCGAGCAGGAACAACAAUUUGAAAACAUAUCUGAUCACAAACUAAAAAGUGCUGAUAUUAAAUUUACGGAAACUCAAUUCGCUCCGACGGUCGAGGAACUAAAUUUAAUUGACAGUACAACAAAACUUACAGACAAAAAACCUUCUGCAGAUUCGGCUACACCAUCUGUAAUGACUAUGUUAUCUAGAAACAUUACUGAUGAGAAAAUCACGUUCGAAAGUGUUCAGCCAGGAGAAGACACUUUACAACCUCAUCCACAAAAAGCGACAAUUGACCAUGAACUAAAACGUAGUUACACUCAAUACGAGGAGACUCCCAAUGAACGUGAAGGAGUAUUUAGUCCCAAAGCAGACACCUUUGGGCAGGCAAUGGAGGCUCGAAAUGAAAUAUUACCAACCGGAAUUACAACUGAAAAUGCUGUAGUAGACUCCAUUGACAAUCUUAAUGAGCCAAACAUUUUAGAAGCUCAUGCUAAGCCUUUUAUAGAAGGAGCUAGCCGUGAAACUAUUAUCACCCUUGUAACAGCUUUUGAUUCAUCCAGCACAUUAGAAGACAACCAAACGCUGUUGGGAAAAACAGCCAACAUAACUACAACUGAGAAAUUUUCCACAGAGAUUUCUAGUGAUAUUGUUUUCUAUAAAGAAACAGAUGUAAGCACUAAGGCACCAAUUUCAGAGCAUGCACUGCCUUCAGUUCAAAGUGAACAUAAGCCAUUGACUACGGAAGAAGUGACUCCAGUCAAUCAAAUUACUGAGACUUAUGAUUUACUCGAUCGUCCACAGGCUAAAGCAAAUAUUACCGAAAUAUCACACAAAGCUAAGCAUAUUGAAGACGUCACAGUUUUUGAAGACACAACUGAUAUUUAUCAACGAAAACCAUCUUUAACUGAUGCAGGGAAGGCACAUACUGAGCUUAAGCCACUAGAUACGUCAACUGUUAAUGUUUUAGAAGCAACUGAAAACCUAUUUAUUAAGACUACACCCCUUGACCAAAUUCAACCAACUAUCGUUACUAAUGAACGUAAAGCAACAACAGUUGAAGAAAUUUUUACCAUACCCGGCAUUGAUAAUAUUUCGGGAUUCGAACCAAAUGAUGAAAAGGCCACUUUUGUAACACCCAAAGAAAAACAAGAGGUUAUGGUUGAAAAACCAAUUGUUUUUGAAAACACAUCUAAAUUUAAAGAUCAAUUGCGAGCCGAUGAGCGAUUAGCACAGUUAACAUACGAAGAAAUAAAACAGAGCACCAUAGUUGACCAAGUUCAGCCAGAAUUUAAGGAAGCAGAGUUCGAAUCACCCACAGCCAUUGUAGCCUUAGCUGAUGCAGCUUUCAGCACACACAGUACGUACAUAAACCAGGAAGUAGUCUUAGGGGACUUUACAGACCAAAUACAGUCACAAGAAACACAAGAAAAACCCAAAGAAACCUUUGCUCAGGUUAAUAUUGAUCAUACUUCUAGCAUAAUAUCAGAACAGGUUACAAUACUUGAAAGCAUUGCGCCUCAUGACACGAAAUCACAAAUUACACAACUUCCUCAACAAAAUAUUCAGAACAUCGAACUAGUUGUACCUAUUUCAAACGAAGAAAUCUCAAGCGAACAUGCCCACACACUUGAAACCCCACAUAAACACGAGCCACGGGUAGCGAAACAAGGCCUUCCACUAUUUAACACAAUUGAAGAAUCAAUUGUGUACGGAAAUGAAACCAACGAACCAUUUUAUACUUCUUCUCCCAAAGAACAACAACCCGUUGUUACUCAAGAAAAAAUCAGACCUGUUGCAAUUAGUGAAAGCGCUUUAACACUUGAAUCUGAGACUGCGGUACCAAAUGACACGGAAUUAAUCAUACAAAAAACUGCCUCACAUUCUGACCAAUCAGAUGCACAUAACGAAAAAGUCCUUAUUACAAUACCUAGUGUUCAAGUUGACACUAAAAAGAAAUUCGAAUGGAAGAUUCUUAAAAUAGAAAAAAGACACUUGCCCUUAAAAAACACAACAAGACACAAUUUACUGCACAAACACUUCCUAGAAGAUACACAAGAUACAACAGCCCACACACCAGAACACUCCACACAAGAACAAGACACAACAGCCAGGAAUAUUACGCUCAACAAAAGGAAACAAACAGAGAAACAUAUUGACCACCAAAUUCACGAACAGGAUGAAACGCCACAAAAUCUGAUGGUCAGCGAACUUCCUGAAGACAUCAAAAUUAUUGAAACAAUUUCGGAAUACGGAAAACCAAUUAAGAAGAGAAUACGCACGCGUACAAUCAAGAAAAUCAAAGGUAGCAAACAAGAACUCACCAAGAUUCAGACUGUUGAAGAAGAUGACAAACAGCCUGAAACAACAGUAACAGUUGAAGAAGCACCCCUUGACGAAAAACCUGACGAAGUCCAAGAACUUCCAGAGGAAGUCAGAGUUGUUGAGACUAUCUCCGAAGAAGGCAAGCCAACCAAGAAGCGAAUUCGUACACGUACCAUCAAAAAGGUCAAGGGAGGCAAGCAAGAAGUCACGAAGAUUGAAACGGUCGAAGAAGAUGACAAACAGCCUGAAACAACAGUUACAGUUGAAGAAGCACCUCUUGAUGAAAAACCAGACGAAGUCCAAGAACUUCCAGAGGAAGUCAGAGUUGUCGAGACUAUCUCCGAAGAAGGCAAGCCAACCAAGAAGCGAAUUCGUACACGAACCAUCAAAAAGGUCAAGGGAGGCAAGCAAGAAGUCACCAAGAUUGAGACUGUCGAAGAAGAUGACAAACAGCCUGAAACAACAGUCACAGUUGAAGAAGCACCUCUUGACGAAAUUCAAGAACUACCAGAGGAAGUCAGAGUUGUCGAGACUAUCUCCGAAGAAGGCAAGCCAACCAAGAAGCGAAUUCGUACACGAACCAUCAAAAAGGUCAAGGGAGGCAAGCAAGAAGUCACCAAGAUUGAGACUGUCGAAGAAGAUGACAAACAGCCUGAAACAACAGUCACAGUUGAAGAAGCACCUCUUGACGAAAUUCAAGAACUACCAGAGGAAGUCAGAGUUGUCGAGACUAUCUCCGAAGAAGGCAAGCCAACCAAGAAGCGAAUCCGUACACGUACCAUCAAAAAGGUCAAGGGAGGCAAGCAAGAAGUCACCAAGAUUGAAACGGUCGAAGAAGAUGACAAACAGCCUGAAACAACAGUCACAGUUGAAGAAGCACCUCUUGACGAAAUCCAAGAACUACCAGAGGAAAUCAGAGUUGUCGAGACUAUCUCCGAAGAAGGCAAGCCAACCAAGAAGCGAAUUCGUACACGAACCAUCAAAAAGGUUAAGGGAGGCAAGCAAGAAGUCACCAAGAUUGAAACGGUCGAAGAAGAUGACAAACAGCCUGAAACAACAGUCACAGUUGAAGAAGCACCUCUUGACGAAAAACCUGACGAAGUCCAAGAACUUCCAGAGGAAGUCAGAGUUGUCGAGACUAUCUCCGAAGAAGGCAAGCCAACCAAGAAGCGAAUUCGUACACGUACCAUCAAAAAGGUCAAGGGAAGCAAGCAAGAAGUCACCAAGAUUGAGACUGUCGAAGAAGAUAACAAACAGCCUGAAACAACAGUCACAGUUGAAGAAGCACCUCUUGACGAAAUCCAAGAACUUCCAGAGGAAGUCAGAGUUGUCGAGACUAUCUCCGAAGAAGGCAAGCCAACCAAGAAGCGAAUCCGUACACGUACCAUCAAAAAGGUCAAGGGAGGCAAGCAAGAAGUCACGAAGAUUGAAACGGUCGAAGAAGAUGACAAACAGCCUGAAACAACAGUUACAGUUGAAGAAGCACCUCUUGAUGAAAAACCAGACGAAGUCCAAGAACUUCCAGAGGAAGUCAGAGUUGUCGAGACUAUCUCCGAAGAAGGCAAGCCAACCAAGAAGCGAAUUCGUACACGAACCAUCAAAAAGGUCAAGGGAGGCAAGCAAGAAGUCACCAAGAUUGAGACUGUCGAAGAAGAUGACAAACAGCCUGAAACAACAGUCACAGUUGAAGAAGCACCUCUUGACGAAAACCCUGAAGAAGUCCAAGAACUUCCAGAGGAAGUCAGAGUUGUCGAGACUAUCUCUGAAGAAGGCAAGCCAACCAAGAAGCGAAUCCGUACACGUACCAUCAAAAAGGUCAAGGGAGGCAAGCAAGAAGUCACCAAGAUUGAGACUGUCGAAGAAGAUGACAAACAGCCUGAAACAACAGUCACAGUUGAAGAAGCACCUCUUGACGAAAAACCUGACGAAGUCCAAGAACUUCCAGAGGAAGUCAGAGUUGUCGAGACUAUCUCCGAAGACGGCAAGCCAACCAAGAAGCGAAUCCGUACACGUACCAUCAAAAAGGUCAAGGGAGGCAAGCAAGAAGUCACCAAGAUUCAGACUGUCGAAGAAGAUGACAAACAGCCUGAAACAACAGUCACAGUUGUAGAAGCACCUCUUGACGAAAAACCUGACGAAAUGCAAGAACUUCCAGAGGAAGUCACAGUCGUCGAGACUAUCUCCGAAGAAGGCAAGCCAACCAAGAAGCGAAUUCGUACACGUACCAUCAAAAAGGUCAAGGGAGGCAAGCAAGAAAUCACCAAGAUUGAGACUGUCGAAGAAGAUGACAAACAGCCUGAAACAACAGUCACAGUUGAAGAAGAACCUCUUGAUGAAAAACCAGACGAAGUCCAAGAACUUCCAGAGGAAGUCACAGUUGUCGAGACUAUCUCCGAAGAAGGCAAGCCAACCAAGAAGCGAAUUCGUACACGUACAAUCAAAAAGGUCAAGGGAGGCAAGCAAGAAGUCACCAAGAUUGAAACUGUCGAAGAAGAUAACAAACAGCCUAAAACAACAGUCACAGUUGAAGAAGCACCUCUUGACGAAAAACCUGACGAAGUCCAAGAACUUCCAGAGGAAGUCAGAGUUGUCGAGACUAUCUCCGAAGAAGGCAAGCCAACCAAGAAGCGAAUUCGUACACGUACCAUAAAAAAGGUCAAGGGAGGCAAGCAAGAAGUCACCAAGAUUGAAACGGUCGAAGAAGAUGACAAACAGCCUGAAACAACAGUCACAGUUGAAGAAGCACCUCUUGACGAAAUCCAAGAAAUACCAGAGGAAAUCAGAGUUGUCGAGACUAUCUCCGAAGAAGGCAAGCCAACCAAGAAGCGAAUUCGUACACGCACCAUCAAAAAGGUCAAGGGAGGCAAGCAAGAAGUCACCAAGAUUGAGACUGUCGAAGAAGAUGACAAACAGCCUGAAACAACAGUCACAGUUGAAGAAGCACCUCUUGACGAAAACCCUGAAGAAGUCCAAGAACUUCCAGAGGAAGUCAGAGUUGUCGAGACUAUCUCCGAAGAAGGCAAGCCAACCAAGAAGCGAAUUCGUACACGUACCAUCAAAAAGGUCAAGGGAGGCAAGCAAGAAGUCACCAAGAUUGAAACGGUCGAAGAAGAUGACAAACAGCCUGAAACAACAGUCACAGUUGAAGAAGCACCUCUUGACGAAAUCCAAGAACUUCCAGAGGAAGUCAGAGUUGUCGAGACUAUCUCCGAAGAAGGCAAGCCAACCAAGAAGCGAAUUCGUACACGUACCAUCAAAAAGGUCAAGGGAGGCAAGCAAGAAGUCACCAAGAUUGAAACGGUCGAAGAAGAUGACAAACAGCCUGAAACAACAGUCACAGUUGAAGAAGCACCUCUUGACGAAAUCCAAGAACUUCCAGAGGAAGUCAGAGUUGUCGAGACUAUCUCCGAAGAAGGCAAGCCAACCAAGAAGCGAAUUCGUACACGAACCAUCAAAAAGGUCAAGGGAGGCAAGCAAGAAGUCACCAAGAUUGAGACUGUCGAAGAAGAUGACAAACAGCCUGAAACAACAGUCACAGUUGAAGAAGCACCUCUUGACGAAAUUCAAGAACUACCAGAGGAAGUCAGAGUUGUCGAGACUAUCUCCGAAGAAGGCAAGCCAACCAAGAAGCGAAUCCGUACACGUACCAUUAAAAAGGUCAAGGGAGGCAAGCAAGAAGUCACCAAGAUUGAAACGGUCGAAGAAGAUGACAAACAGCCUGAAACAACAGUCACAGUUGAAGAAGCACCUCUUGACGAAAUCCAAGAACUACCAGAGGAAAUCAGAGUUGUCGAGACUAUCUCCGAAGAAGGCAAGCCAACCAAGAAGCGAAUCCGUACACGAACCAUCAAAAAGGUCAAGGGAGGCAAGCAAGAAGUCACCAAGAUUGAGACUGUCGAAGAAGAUGACAAACAGCCUGAAACAAUAGUUACAGUUGAAGAAGCACCUCUUGACGAAAUCCAAGAACUUCCAGAGGAAGUCAGAGUUGUCGAGACUAUCUCCAAAGAAGGCAAGCCAACCAAGAAGCGAAUUCGUACACGAACCAUCAAAAAGGUCAAGGGAGGCAAGCAAGAAGUCACCAAGAUUGAGACUGUCGAAGAAGAUGACAAACAGCCUGAAACAACAGUCACAGUUGAAGAAGCACCUCUUGACGAAAUUCAAGAACUACCAGAGGAAGUCAGAGUUGUCGAGACUAUCUCCGAAGAAGGCAAGCCAACCAAGAAGCGAAUCCGUACACGCACCAUUAAAAAGGUCAAGGGAGGCAAGCAAGAAGUCACCAAGAUUGAGACGGUCGAAGAAGAUGACAAACAGCCUGAAACAACAGUCACAGUUGAAGAAGCACCUCUUGACGAAAAACCUGACGAAGUCCAAGAGCUUCCAGAGGAAGUCAGAGUUGUCGAGACUAUCUCUGAAGAAGGCAAGCCAACCAAGAAACGAAUUCGUACCCGUACAAUCAAAAAGGUCAAGGGUGGCAAGCAAGAAGUCACCAAGAUUGAGACGGUCGAAGAAGAUGACAAACAGCCUGAAACAACAGUCACAGUUGAAGAAGCACCUCUUGACGAAAUCCAAGAACUCCCAGAGGAAGUCAGAGUUGUCGAGACUAUCUCCGAAGAAGGCAAGCCAACCAAGAAGCGAAUCCGUACACGUACCAUAAAAAAGGUCAAGGGAGGCAAGCAAGAAGUCACCAAGAUUCAGACUGUUGAAGAAGAUGACAAACAGCCUGAAACAACUGUCACAGUUAUAGAAGCACCUCUUGACGAAAAACCUGACGAAGUCCAAGAACUUCCAGAGGAAGUCAGAGUUGUCGAGACUAUCUUCGAAGAAGGCAAGCCAACCAAGAAGCGAAUUCGUACACGUACAAUCAAAAAGGUCAAGGGAGGCAAGCAAGAAGUCACCAAGAUUGAGACUGUCGAAGAAGAUGACAAACAGCCUGAAACAAUAGUCACAGUUGAAGAAGCACCUCUUGACGAAAUCCAAGAACUUCCAGAGGAAGUCAGAGUUGUCGAGACUAUCUCCGAAGAAGGCAAGCCAACCAAGAAGCGAAUUCGUACACGAACCAUCAAAAAGGUCAAGGGAGGCAAGCAAGAAGUCACCAAGAUUGAAACGGUCGAAGAAGAUGACAAACAGCCUGAAACAACAGUCACAGUUGAAGAAGCACCUCUUGACGAAAAACCUGACGAAGUCCAAGAACUUCCAGAGGAAGUAAGAGUUGUCGAGACUAUCUCCGAAGAAGGCAAGCCAACCAAGAAGCGAAUUCGUACACGUACCAUCAAAAAGGUCAAGGGAGGCAAGCAAGAAGUCACCAAGAUUGAAACGGUCGAAGAAGAUGACAAACAACCUGAAACAACAGUCACAGUUAAAGAAGCACCUCUUGACGAAAUCCAAGAACUUCCAGAGGAAGUCAGAGUUGUCGAGACUAUCUCCGAAGAAGGCAAGCCAACCAAGAAGCGAAUCCGUACACGUACCAUUAAAAAGGUCAAGGGAGGCAAGCAAGAAGUCACCAAGAUUGAAACGGUCGAAGAAGAUGACAAACAGCCUGAAACAACAGUCACAGUUGAAGAAGUACCUCUUGACGAAAUCCAAGAACUACCAGAGGAAAUCAGAGUUGUCGACACUAUCUCCGAAGAAGGCAAGCCAACCAAGAAGCGAAUCCGUACACGAACCAUUAAAAAGGUCAAGGGAGGCAAGCAAGAAGUCACCAAGAUUGAGACUGUCGAAGAAGAUGACAAACAGCCUGAAACAACAGUCACAGUUGAAGAAGCACCUCUUGACGAAAUCCAAGAACUUCCAGAGGAAGUCAGAGUUGUCGAGACUAUCUCCGAAGAAGGCAAGCCAACCAAGAAGCGAAUUCGUACACGAACCAUCAAAAAGGUCAAGGGAGGCAAGCAAGAAGUCACCAAGAUUGAAACGGUCGAAGAAGAUGACAAACAGCCUGAAACAACAGUCACAGUUGAAGAAGCACCUCUUGACGAAAAACCUGACGAAGUCCAAGAACUUCCAGAGGAAGUCAGAGUUGUCGAGACUAUCUCCGAAGAAGGCAAGCCAACCAAGAAGCGAAUUCGUACACGUACCAUCAAAAAGGUCAAGGGAGGCAAGCAAGAAGUCACCAAGAUUGAGACUGUCGAAGAAGAUGACAAACAGCCUGAAACAACAGUCACAGUUGAAGAAGCAAUUCUUGACGAAAUCCAAGAACUUCCAGAGGAAGUCAGAGUUGUCGACACUAUCUCCGAAGAAGGCAAGCCAACCAAGAAGCGAAUUCGUACACGAACCAUCAAAAAGGUCAAGGGAGGCAAGCAAGAAGUCACCAAGAUUGAAACGGUCGAAGAAGAUGACAAACAGCCUGAAACAACAGUCACAGUUGAAGAAGCACCUCUUGAAGAAAUCCAAGAACUACCAGAGGAAGUCAGAGUUGUCGAGACUAUCUCCGAAGAAGGCAAGCCAACCAAGAAGCGAAUCCGUACACGUACCAUUAAAAAGGUCAAGGGAGGCAAGCAAGAAGUCACCAAGAUUGAAACGGUCGAAGAAGAUGACAAACAGCCUGAAACAACAGUCACAGUUGAAGAAGCACCUCUUGACGAAAUCCAAGAACUCCCAGAGGAAGUCAGAGUUGUCGAGACUAUCUCCGAAGAAGGCAAGCCAACCAAGAAGCGAAUCCGUACACGAACCAUCAAAAAGGUCAAGGGAGGCAAGCAAGAAGUCACCAAGAUUGAGACUGUCGAAGAAGAUGACAAACAGCCUGAAACAGCAGUCACAGUUGAAGAAGCACCUCUUGACGAAAUCCAAGAACUUCCAGAGGAAGUCAGAGUUGUCGAGACUAUCUCCGAAGAAGGCAAGCCAACCAAGAAGCGAAUUCGUACACGAACCAUCAAAAAGGUCAAGGGAGGCAAGCAAGAAGUCACCAAGAUUGAAACGGUCGAAGAAGAUGACAAACAGCCUGAAACAACAGUCACAGUUGAAGAAGCACCUCUUGACGAAAAACCUGACGAAGUCCAAGAACUUCCAGAGGAAGUCAGAGUUGUCGAGACUAUCUCCGAAGAAGGCAAGCCAACCAAGAAGCGAAUUCGUACACGUACAAUCAAAAAGGUCAAGGGUGGCAAGCAGGAAGUCACCAAGAUUGAGACUGUCGAAGAAGAUGACAAACUUCCUGAAACAACAGUCACAGUUGAAGAAGCACCUCUUGACGAAAUCCAAGAACUUCCAGAGGAAGUCAGAGUUGUCGAGACUAUCUCCGAAGAAGGCAAGCCAACCAAGAAACGAAUUCGUACACGUACAAUCAAAAAGGUGAAGGGUGGCAAGCAGGAAGUCACCAAGAUUGAGACGGUCGAGGAAGAUGACAAACAGCCUGAAACAACAGUCACAGUUGAAGAAGCACCUCUUGACGAAAAACCUGACGAAGUCCAAGAGCUUCCAGAGGAAGUCAGAGUUGUUGAGACUAUCUCUGAAGAAGGCAAGCCAACCAAGAAACGAAUUCGUACACGUACAAUCAAAAAGGUCAAGGGUGGCAAGCAAGAAGUCACCAAGAUUGAGACGGUCGAAGAAGAUGACAAACAGCCUGAAACAACAGUCACAGUUGAAGAAGCACCUCUUGACGAAAACCCUGAAGAAGUCCAAGAACUUCCAGAGAAAGUCAGAGUUGUCGAGACUAUCUCCGAAGAAGGCAAGCCAACCAAGAAGCGAAUCCGUACACGUACCAUCAAAAAGGUCAAGGGAGGCAAGCAAGAAGUCACCAAGAUUGAGACUGUCGAAGAAGAUGACAAACAGCCUGAAACAACAGUCACAGUUGAAGAAGCACCUCUUGACGAAAAACCUGACGAAGUCCAAGAACUUCCAGAGGAAGUCAGAGUUGUCGAGACUAUCUCUGAAGAAGGCAAGCCAACUAAGAAGCGAAUCCGUACACGUACCAUCAAGAAGGUCAAGGGAGGCAAGCAAGAAGUCACCAAGAUUGAGACUGUCGAAGAAGAUGACAAACAGCCUGAAACAACAGUCACAGUUGAAGAAGCACCUCUUGACGAAAUCCAAGAACUUCCAGAGGAAGUCAGAGUUGUCGAGACUAUCUCUGAAGAAGGCAAGCCAACUAAGAAGCGAAUCCGUACACGUACCAUCAAAAAGGUCAAGGGUGGCAAGCAAGAAGUUACCAAGAUUGAGACGGUCGAAGAAGAUGACAAACAGCCUGAAACAACAGUCACAGUUGAAGAAGCACCUCUUGACGAAAAACCUGACGAAGUCGAAGAACUUCCAGAGGAAGUAAGAGUUGUGGAGACUAUCUCCGAAGAAGGCAAGCCAACCAAGAAGCGAAUUCGUACACGUACCAUCAAAAAGGUCAAGGGAGGUAAGCAAGAAGUCACCAAGAUUGAGACGGUCGAAGAAGAUGAAAACCAACCUGAAACAACUGUCACAGUUAAAGAAGCACCUCUUGAUGAAAAACCUGACGAAGUCCAAGAAUUUUCAGAGGAAGUCAGGGUUGUCGAGACUAUCUCCGAAGAAGGCAAGCCAACCAAGAAGCGAAUUCGUACACGUACAAUCAAAAAGGUCAAGGGUGGCAAGCAGGAAAUUACCAAGAUUGAGACUGUCGAAGAAGAUGACAAACAGCCUGAAACAACAGUCACAGUUGAAGAAGCACCUCUUGACGAAAUCCAAGAACUUCCAGAGGAAGUCAGACUUGUCGAGACUAUCUCCGAAGAAGGCAAGCCAACCAAGAAACGAAUUCGUACACGUACAAUCAAAAAGGUCAAGGGUGGAAAGCAAGAAGUCACCAAGAUUGAGACGAUCGAAGAAGAUGACAAACAGCCUGAAACAACAGUCACAGUUGAAGAAGCACCUCUUGACGAAAAACCUGACGAAGUCCAAGAACUUCCAGAGGAAGUCAGAGUUGUCGAGACUAUCUCUGAAGAAGGCAAGCCAACCAAGAAACGAAUUCGUACACGUACAAUCAAAAAGGUCAAGGGUGGCAAGCAGGAAGUCACCAAGAUUGAGACGGUCGAGGAAGAUGACAAACAGCCUGAAACAACAGUCACAGUUGAAGAAGCACCUCUUGAUGAAAAACCUGACGAAGUCCAAGAACUUCCAGAGGAAGUCAGAGUUGUCGAAUUUAUCUCCGAAGAAGGCAAGCCAACCAAGAAGCGAAUCCGUACACGUACCAUCAAAAAGGUCAAGGGAGGCAAGCAGGAAGUCACCAAGAUUGAGACGGUCGAAGAAGAUGACAAACAUCCUGAAACAAUAGUCACAGUUGAAGAAGCACCUCUUGAUGAGAAACCUGACAAAGUCCAAGAACUUCCAGAGGAAGUAAGAGUUGUCGAAUUUAUCUCCGAAGAAGGCAAGCCAACCAAGAAGCGAAUCCGUACACGUACCAUCAAAAAGGUCAAGGGUGGCAAGCAGGAAGUCACCAAGAUUGAGACGGUCGAGGAAGAUGACAAACAGCCUGAAACAACAGUCACAGUUGAAGAAGCACCUCUUGAUGAAAAACGUGACGAAGUCCAAGAACUUCCAGAGGAAGUCAGAGUUGUCGAAACUAUCUCCGAAGAAGGCAAGCCAACCAAGAAGCGAAUCCGUACACGUACCAUCAAAAAGGUCAAGGGAGGCAAGCAAGAAGUCACCAAGAUUGAGACGGUCGAAGAAGAUGACAAACAACCUGAAACAACAGUCACAGUUGAAGAAGCACCUCUUGACGAAAAACCUGACGAAGUCCAAGAACUUCCAGAGGAAGUCAGAGUUGUCGAGACUAUCUCCGAAGAAGGCAAGCCAACCAAGAAACGAAUUCGUACACGUACAAUCAAAAAGGUCAAGGGUGGCAAGCAGGAAGUCACCAAGAUUGAGACGGUCGCGGAAGAUGACAAACAUCCUGAAACAACAGUCACAGUUGAAGAAGCACCUCUUGAUGAGAAACCUGACAAAGUCCAAGAACUUCCAGAGGAAGUAAGAGUUGUCGAAUUUAUCUCCGAAGAAGGCAAGCCAACCAAGAAGCGAAUCCGUACACGUACCAUCAAAAAGGUCAAGGGAGGCAAGCAGGAAGUCACCAAGAUUGAGACGGUCGAAGAAGAUGACAAACAACCUGAAACAACAGUCACAGUUGAAGAAGCACCUCUUGACGAAAAACCUGACGAAGUCCAAGAACUUCCAGAGGAAGUCAGAGUUGUCGAGACUAUCUCCGAAGAAGGCAAGCCAACCAAGAAACGAAUUCGUACACGUACAAUCAAAAAGGUCAAGGGUGGCAAGCAGGAAGUCACCAAGAUUGAGACGGUCGAGGAAGAUGACAAACAUCCUGAAACAACAGUCACAGUUGAAGAAGCACCUCUUGAUGAGAAACCUGACAAAGUCCAAGAACUUCCAGAGGAAGUAAGAGUUGUCGAAUUUAUCUCCGAAGAAGGCAAGCCAACCAAGAAGCGAAUCCGUACACGUACCAUCAAAAAGGUCAAGGGUGGCAAGCAGGAAAUCACCAAGAUUGAGACGGUCGAGGAAGAUGACAAACAGGCUGAAACAACAGUCACAGUUGAAGAAGCACCUCUUGAUGAAAAACCUGACGAAGUCCAAGAACUUCCAGAGGAAGUCAAAAUUGUCGAGACUAUCUCCGAAGAAGGCAAGCCAACCAAGAAACGAAUUCGUACACGUACAAUCAAAAAGGUCAAGGGUGGAAAGCAAGAAGUCACCAAGAUUGAGACUGUCGAAGAAGAUGACAAACAGCCUGAAACAACAGUCACAGUUGAAGUAGCACCUCUUGACAAAAAGCCUGAUGAAAUGCAAGAACUUCCAGAGGAAGUCAGAGUUGUCGAGACUAUCUCCGAAGAAGGCAAGCCAACCAAGAAACGAAUCCGUACACGUACCAUCAAAAAGGUCAAGGGAGGCAAGCAAGAAGUCACCAAGAUUGAAACUGUCGAAGAAGAUGACAAACAACCUGAAACAACAGUCACAGUUGAAGAAGUACCUCUUGACGAAAAACCUAACGAAGUCCAAGAACUUCCAGAGGAAGUCAGAGUUGUCGAGACUAUCUCCGAAGAAGGCAAGCCAACCAAGAAGCGAAUCCGUACACGUACCAUCAAAAAGGUCAAGGGAGGCAAGCAAGAAGUCACCAAGAUUGAGACGGUCGAAGAAGAUGACAAACAGCCUGAAACAACAGUUACAGUUGAAGAAGCACCUCUUGACGAAAACCCUGAUGAAGUCCAAGAAUUUCCAGAAGAAGUUAGAGUUGUCGAGACUAUCUCGGAAGAAGGCAAGCCAACCAAGAAGCGAAUCCGUACACGUACUAUCAAAAAGGUCAAGGGAGGCAAGCAAGAAGUCACCAAGAUUGAGACGGUCGAAGAAGAUGACAAACAGCCUGAAACAACAGUUACAGUUGAAGAAGCACCUCUUGACGAAAAACCUGAUGAAGUCCAAGAACUUCCAGAAGAAGUCAGAGUUGUCGAGACUAUCUCCGAAGAAGGCAAGCCAACCAAGAAGCGAAUCCGUACACGUACCAUCAAAAAGGUCAAGGGAGGCAAGCAAGAAGUCACCAAGAUUGAGACGGUCGAAGAAGAUGACAAACAGCCUGAAACAACAGUUACAGUUGAAGAAGCACCUCUUGACGAAAAACCUGAUGAAGUCCAAGAACUUCCAGAAGAAGUCAGAGUUGUCGAGACUAUCUCCGAAGAAGGCAAGCCAACCAAGAAGCGAAUCCGUACACGUACCAUCAAAAAGGUCAAGGGAGGCAAGCAAGAAAUCACCAAGAUUGAGACGGUCGAAGAAGAUGACAAACAGCCUGAAACAACAGUUACAGUUGAAGAAGCACCUCUUGACGAAAUCCAAGAACUUCCAGAGGAAGUAAGAGUUGUCGAAACUAUCUCCGAAGAAGGCAAGCCAACCAAGAAGCGUAUCCGUACACGUACCAUCAAAAAGGUCAAGGGAGGCAAGCAAGAAGUCACCAAGAUUGAGACGGUCGAAGAAGAUGACAAACAACCUGAAACAACAGUCACAGUUGAAGAAGCACCUCUUGACGAAAAACCUGACGAAGUCCAAGAACUUCCAGAGGAAGUCAGAGUCGUCGAGACUAUUUCCGAAGAAGGCAAGCCAACCAAGAAACGAAUCCGUACACGUACAAUCAAAAAGGUCAAGGGUGGCAAGCAGGAAGUCACCAAGAUUGAGACAGUCGAGGAAGAUGGCAAACAGCCUGAAACAACAGUCACAGUUGAAGAAGAACCUCUUGAUGAAAAACCAGACGAAGUCCAAGAACUUCCAGAGGAAGUCAGAGUUGUCGAGACAAUCUCCGAAGAAGGCAAGCCAACCAAGAAACGAAUUCGUACACGUACAAUCAAAAAGGUCAAGGGUGGCAAGCAGGAAGUCACCAAGAUUGAGACGGUCGAGGAAGAUGACAAACAGCCUGAAACAACAGUCACAGUUGAAGAAGCACCUCUUGACGAAAUCCAAGAACUUCCAGAGGAAGUAAGAGUUGUCGAGACUAUCUCCGAAGAAGGCAAGCCAACCAAGAAGCGAAUCCGUACACGUACCAUCAAAAAGGUCAAGGGAGGCAAGCAAGAAGUCACCAAGAUUGAAACGGUCGAAGAAGAUGACAAACAGCCUGAAACAACAGUCACAGUUGAAGAAGCACCUCUUGACGAAAUCCAAGAACUUCCAGAGGAAGUCAGAGUUGUCGAGACUAUCUCCGAAGAAGGCAAGCCAACCAAGAAGCGAAUUCGUACACGAACCAUCAAAAAGGUCAAGGGAGGCAAGCAAGAAGUCACCAAGAUUGAAACGGUCGAAGAAGAUGACAAACAGCCUGAAACAACAGUCACAGUUGAAGAAGCACUCCUUGACGAAAAACCUGACGAAGUCCAAGAACUUCCAGAGGAAGUCAGAGUUGUCGAGACUAUCUCCGAAGAAGGCAAGCCAACCAAGAAGCGAAUUCGUACACGUACUAUCAAAAAGGUCAAGGGAGGCAAGCAAGAAGUCACCAAGAUUGAGACGGUCGAAGAAGAUGACAAACAGCCUGAAACAACAGUUACAGUUGAAGAAGCACCUCUUGACGAAAUCCAAGAACUUCCAGAGGAAGUCAGAGUUGUCGAAACUAUCUCCGAAGAAGGCAAGCCAACCAAGAAGCGAAUUCGUACACGUACUAUCAAAAAGGUCAAGGGAGGCAAGCAAGAAGUCACCAAGAUUGAGACGGUCGAAGAAGAUGACAAACAGCCUGAAACAACAGUUACAGUUGAAGAAGCACCUCUUGACGAAAUCCAAGAACUUCCAGAGGAAGUCAGAGUUGUCGAAACUAUCUCCGAAGAAGGCAAGCCAACCAAGAAGCGAAUCCGUACACGUACCAUCAAAAAGGUGAAGGGUGGCAAGCAAGAAGUCACCAAGAUUGAGACGGUCGAGGAAGAUGACAAACAGCCUGAAACAACAGCUACAGUUGAAGAAGCACCUCUUGACGAAAUCCAAGAACUUCCAGAGGAAGUCAGAGUUGUCGAAACUAUCUCCGAAGAAGGCAAGCCAACCAAGAAGCGAAUCCGUACACGUACCAUCAAAAAGGUCAAGGGAGGCAAGCAAGAAGUCACCAAGAUUGAGACGGUCGAGGAAGAUGACAAACAGCCUGAAACAAUAGUCACAGUUGAAGAAGCUCCUCUUGAUGAAAAACCAGACGAAGUCCAAGAACUUCCAGAGGAAGUCAGAGUUGUCGAGACUAUCUCCGAAGAAGGCAAGCCAACCAAGAAGCGAAUUCGUACACGUACCAUCAAAAAGGUCAAGGGAGGCAAGCAAGAAGUCACCAAGAUUGAGACGGUCGAAGAAGAUGACAAACAGUCUGAAACAACAGUUACAGUUGAAGAAGCACCUCUUGACGAAAUCCAAGAACUUCCAGAGGAAGUCAGAGUUGUCGAAACUAUCUCCGAAGAAGGCAAGCCAACCAAGAAGCGAAUUCGUACACGUACUAUCAAAAAGGUCAAGGGAGGCAAGCAAGAAGUCACCAAGAUUGAGACGGUCGAAGAAGAUGACAAACAGCCUGAAACAACAGUUACAGUUGAAGAAGCACCUCUUGACGAAAUCCAAGAGCUUCCAGAGGAAGUCAGAGUUGUCGAAACUAUCUCCAAAGAAGGCAAGCCAACCAAGAAGCGAAUCCGUACACGUACCAUCAAAAAGGUCAUGGGAGGCAAGCAAGAAGUCACCAAGAUUGAGACGGUCGAAGAAGAUGACAAACAACCUGAAACAACAGUCACAGUUGAAGAAGCACCUCUUGACGAAAAACCUGACGAAGUCCAAGAACUUCCAGAGGAAGUCAGAGUCGUCGAGACUAUUUCCGAAGAAGGCAAGCCAACCAAGAAACGAAUUCGUACACGUACCAUCAAAAAGAUCAAGGGAGGCAAGCAGGAAGUCACCAAGAUUGAGACGGUCGAAGAAGAUGACAAACAGCCUCAAACAACAGUCACAGUUGAAGAAGCACCUCUUGAUGAAAAACCUGACGAAGUCCAAGAACUUCCAGAGGAAGUAAGAGUUGUCGAGACUAUCUCCGAAGAAGGCAAGCCAACCAAGAAGCGAAUCCGUACACGUACCAUCAAAAAGGUCAAGGGAGGCAAGCAAGAAGUCACCAAGAUUGAGACGGUCGAGGAAGAUGACAAACAACCUGAAACAACAGUCACAGUUGAAGAAGCACCUCUUGACGAAAAACCUGACGAAGUCCAAGAACUUCCAGAGGAAGUCAGAGUUGUCGAAACUAUUUCCGAAGAAGGCAAGCCAACCAAGAAACGAAUUCGUACACGUACAAUCAAAAAGGUCAAGGGUGGCAAGCAGGAAGUCACCAAGAUUGAGACGGUCGAGGAAGAUGACAAACAGCCUGAAACAACAGUUACAGUUGAAGAAGCACCUCUUGAUGAAAAGCCAGACGAAGUCCAAGAACUCCCAGAGGAAGUCACAGUCGUCGAGACUAUCUCCGAAGAAGGCAAGCCAACCAAGAAGCGAAUUCGUACACGUACAAUCAAAAAGGUCAAGGGAGGCAAGCAAGAAGUCACCAAGAUUGAGACUGUCGAAGAAGAUGACAAACAGCCUGAAACAACAGUCACAGUUGAAGAAGCACCUCUUGAUGAAAAACCUGACGAAUUCCAAGAACUUCCAGAGGAAGUCAGAGUUGUCGAGACUAUCUCCGAAGAAGGCAAGCCAACCAAGAAGCGAAUUCGUACACGUACCAUCAAAAAGGUCAAGGGAGGUAAGCAAGAAGUCACCAAGAUUGAGACGGUCGAAGAAGAUGACAAACAGCCUGAAACAACAGUCACAGUUGAAGAAGCACCUCUUGACGAGAAACCUGACGAAGUCCAAGAACUUCCAGAAGAAGUCAGAGUUGUCGAGACUAUCUCCGAAGAAGGCAAGCCAACCAAGAAGCGAAUCCGUACACGUACCAUCAAAAAGGUCAAGGGAGACAAGCAAGAAGUCACCAAGAUUGAGACGGUCGAAGAAGAUGACAAACAGCCUGAAACAACAGUCACAGUUGAAGAAGCACCUCUUGACGAAAAACCUGACGAAGUCCAAGAACUUCCAGAGGAAGUCAGAGUUGUCGAAACUAUUUCCGAAGAAGGCAAGCCAACCAAGAAACGAAUUCGUACACGUACCAUCAAAAAGAUCAAGGGAGGCAAGCAGGAAGUCACCAAGAUUGAGACGGUCGAAGAAGAUGACAAACAGCCUCAAACAACAGUCACAGUUGAAGAAGCACCUCUUGAUGAAAAACCUGACGAAGUCCACGAACUUCCAGAGGAAGUCAGAGUUGUCGAGACUAUCUCCGAAGAAGGCAAGCCAACCAAGAAGCGAAUUCGUACACGUACCAUCAAAAAGGUCAAGGGAGGUAAGCAAGAAGUCACCAAGAUUGAGACGGUCGAAGAAGAUGACAAACAGCCUGAAACAACAGUCACAGUUGAAGAAGCACCUCUUGACGAGAAACCUGACGAAGUCCAAGAACUUCCAGAAGAAGUCAGAGUUGUCGAGACUAUCUCCGAAGAAGGCAAGCCAACCAAGAAGCGAAUCCGUACACGUACCAUCAAAAAGGUCAAGGGAGGCAAGCAAGAAGUCACCAAGAUUGAGACGGUCGAAGAAGAUGACAAACAGCCUGAAACAACAGUCACAGUUAAAGAAGCACCUCUUGACGAAAAACCUGACGAAGUCCAAGAACUUCCAGAGGAAGUCAGAGUUGUCGAAACUAUUUCCGAAGAAGGCAAGCCAACCAAGAAACGAAUUCGUACACGUACAAUCAAAAAGGUCAAGGGUGGCAAGCAGGAAGUCACCAAGAUUGAGACGGUCGAGGAAGAUGACAAACAGCCUGAAACAACAGUUACAGUUGAAGAAACACCUCUUGAUGAAAAGCCAGACGAAGUCCAAGAACUCCCAGAGGAAGUCACAGUCGUCGAGACUAUCUCCGAAGAAGGCAAGCCAACCAAGAAGCGAAUUCGUACACGUACCAUCAAAAAGGUCAAGGGAGGUAAGCAAGAAGUCACCAAGAUUGAGACGGUCGAAGAAGAUGACAAACAGCCUGAAACAACAGUCACAGUUGAAGAAGCACCUCUUGACGAGAAACCUGACGAAGUCCAAGAACUUCCAGAAGAAGUCAGAGUUGUCGAGACUAUCUCCGAAGAAGGCAAGCCAACCAAGAAGCGAAUCCGUACACGUACCAUCAAAAAGGUCAAGGGAGGCAAGCAAGAAGUCACCAAGAUUGAGACGGUCGAAGAAGAUGACAAACAGCCUGAAACAACAGUCACAGUUAAAGAAGCACCUCUUGACGAAAAACCUGACGAAGUCCAAGAACUUCCAGAGGAAGUCAGAGUUGUCGAAACUAUUUCCGAAGAAGGCAAGCCAACCAAGAAACGAAUUCGUACACGUACAAUCAAAAAGGUCAAGGGUGGCAAGCAGGAAGUCACCAAGAUUGAGACGGUCGAGGAAGAUGACAAACAGCCUGAAACAACAGUCACAGUUGAAGAAGCACCUCUUGACGAGAAACCUGACGAAGUCCAAGAACUUCCAGAAGAAGUCAGAGUUGUCGAGACUAUCUCCGAAGAAGGCAAGCCAACCAAGAAGCGAAUUCGUACACGUACAAUCAAAAAGGUCAAGGGAGGCAAGCAAGAAGUCACCAAGAUUGAGACUGUCGAAGAAGAAGGCAAACAGGCUGAAACAACAGUCACAGUUGAAGAAGCACCUCUUGAUGAAAAACCUGACGAAGUCCAAGAACUUCCAGAGGAAGUCAGAGUUGUCGAGACUAUCUCCGAAGAAGGCAAGCCAACCAAGAAGCGAAUCCGUACACGUACCAUCAAAAAGUUGAAGGGUGGCAAGCAAGAAGUCACCAAGAUUGAGACGGUCGAGGAAGAUGACAAACAGCCUGAAACAACAGUCACAGUUGAAGAAGCACCUCUUGAUGAAAAACCUGACGAAGUCCAAGAACUUCCAGAGGAAGUCAGAGUUGUCGAGACUAUCUCCGAAGAAGGCAAGCCAACCAAGAAGCGAAUUCGUACACGUACCAUCAAAAAGGUCAAGGGAGGCAAGCAAGAAGUCACCAAGAUUGAGACGGUCGAAGAAGAUGACAAACAGCCUGAAACAACAGUCACAGUUGAAGAAGCACCUCUUGACGAAAAACCUGACGAAGUCCAAGAACUUCCAGAGGAAGUCAGAGUUGUCGAGACUAUCUCCGAAGAAGGCAAGCCAAUCAAAAAGCGAAUUCGUACACGUACUAUCAAAAAGGUCAAGGGAGGCAAGCAAGAAGUCACCAAGAUUGAGACGGUCGAGGAAGAUGACAAACAGCCUGAAACAACAGUUACAGUGGAAGAAGCACCUCUUGAUGAAAAACCGGACGAAGUCCAAGAACUUCCAGAAGAAGUAAGAGUUGUCGAGACUAUCUCCCAAGAAGGCAAGCCAAUCAAAAAGCGAAUUCGUACACGUACCAUCAAAAAGGUCAAGGGUGGCAAGCAGGAAGUCACCAAGAUUGAGACGGUCGAGGAAGAUGACAAACAGCCUGAAACAACAGUCACAGUUGAAGAAGCACCUCUUGACGAAAAACCUGACGAAGUCCAAGAACUUCCAGAGGAAGUCAGGGUUGUCGAAUUUAUCUCCGAAGAAGGCAAGCCAACCAAGAAGCGAAUCCGUACACGUACCAUCAAAAAGGUCAAGGGAGGCAAGCAAGAAGUCACCAAGAUUGAGACGGUCGAAGAAGAUGACAAACAGCCUGAAACAACAGUCACAGUUGAAGAAGCACCUCUUGACGAAAAACCUGACGAAGUCCAAGAACUUCCAGAGGAAGUCACAGUUGUCGAGACUAUCUCCGAAGAAGGCAAGCCAACCAAGAAGCGAAUUCGUACACGUACAAUCAAAAAGGUCAAGGGAGGCAAGCAAGAAGUCACCAAGAUUGAAACUGUCGAAGAAGAUGACAAACUUCCUGAAACAACAGUUACGGUUCAAGAAGUACCUCUGGACGAAAAACUUGACGAAGAGGAAUUUUUGGUCACUCAAGGAGAUAAACCGAAAGAUCUUCAAAAAGAAAAUAUUACUCAAGAAAGAUUAAAAAAGAGAAUUCGUUUGCGUAAACCUGCUGAUGAUGUGUUGGUUCAAGAGCUUCCGGAAAGAAAAUCAUUUAUUUUUUCAAAAACUGAUGAUGGUGUUCCUACAAAAACUGUUAUUAAAACUAAAAUUAUCAAAAAGACUGCUGGUGAUAAGCAGGAGAUUACCAAGAUACAAACUGUUGAAGAAUUUGAAAAAAUUCCUGUUACAACUGUUACUGUGGAAGAAUUCAUGAAACCGUUCCCAGAAAUUCCAGAUAAAACUGAAACUCCUGUAGUGGAAUUACCCCAGGAAGAAUCUACAGUUGUUGUUGUUGAUGACCAUACUGGUCUGGAGAAAAAAAUUACCACCAAAAAACGUAUCAUAAAGAAACCAAAAGGUGAACAAGUUGAGCAAACUGAAAUAAAAACUGUUGAAGAAGAAGGCUUUGAACCUGAAUUUUUUGUAACAAUAACUGAAGAACUUAAGUCGGACGAAACCGUUUCGCAACCAGAUGUUAUAGAAUCAUUUGAAUUGCCUGAAGAAGUGACAAUAAUUGAGGGAAAAACACCAGAAGGAAAACCGAAAAAGACAACAAUUAAAACAAGGUCUAUUAAAAAACGUGUUGGAGAAAUCGACGAAAUAACCAAAAUUCAAUUUGUCGAAGAAGAUAACAAAGAAAUUCCAUACACUUCAGUGCACAUUGAAGAAGUUCACCCGGAAGAUGAAAUUCUUAACAUACCUGUAACUAUUGAAGAACUUCCUGAAGAAAUAGCCAUAUCUGAAAUAACUACCGACAAUGACAAAAAACCAAAAAAGAAAACUGUUAAAACGCGCACCUUUAAAAAGGAUCAAUCGCCGCAGCUGCCAGAGGUCUAUCAAAUUCAAACCAUCGAAGAAGAAGGCAAAGAACCUAUUUCACUUGUUCGUGUUGUAAGUGAUGACACUAUUGCUGAUAUAAUCGAUAUUCGUUUAUUGGACGACGAUAAAACACAAAAACCGAAAACACCCAAACACUUAAAACACAAAACACAACUUAAAGAUGAAGAAACUCCUAAAUCCGAAGACACUGAAAAGCCAGUUUACAUUACAACAUUCAAAUCAGUGCAAGGUGAAGACGGCCAACCAAUUAUCCAAACAGAAAACAAAAAACUCACCACAGAAGAAGGCUUCACUGUUGAGGAAGUACUUAGUGAUACUGAGUAUGUUGCCGAAGCUCAAAAGACAAAUGUCGAAAUAGUUGAGGUCAACGAUGUAAAUGAAGAGGACACCAGAGAUUACACUAUUACAGAACCAGAUGACGGUACCGAAGACACAAAACACACACCAGAUACAAUCAAAAAACAAAAACCCAAAAAGAAGAAACCUAAAUUCGAUCAAAUCGAAGAAGCUCCGGAAGAAGUUUUUGUAGAGUUUCUUCCAGAGGAGGUUCGUGAAAUUCAAGAACCAACUGAAGAGGGUGGAGUUAAGACCAAAACAGUCAAAAAGCGUAAGAUUAAGAAGACUGUUGGUGAUCAAGAGCAGAUAAUUGAAGUGGUUACGACUAAAGAAGAAGGUAAAGAAGAAGAAAGCACUGUCGUGCUUCUUGAUGAAGGUGAAGAACCGAUUCGAGAGGAAGAUGAACAACCAGAGGAGGUUUCAGUGGUUGAAGAGCAACCAAAAUUGGAUGAAAAACCAAAGAAGAAAAAGAAAAAGCCUGUUAAAAAGGUUAAAAGGAAUGAACUUGACGAUUACAUUCAAAUGUUGAUUGAACAGGAAAUUCCAAAAACAGUGCUUCAAAAGUAUGAACGGGUUGAGCUUCAAAUGCCUGAAAGAGGACGCCGUGGCUCAAGUUAUAAACCACAAAAGGUUGAAAGGGCUGAAUUAGAAGAAAGUGAUGUUCCUUUCCAUAAGAUCGAAAUUGUUGAAACUGAACCAGAAGUCGUUGAACGUGAAGUAGUUGAUGAAGAAGGCACAGUGAAGAAGGAAGUUGUCAAAAAACGAAAGAUUCUCCGUCAAAAGAGUGAUAAGCCAGAAGAAAAGCAGGAAGACAUUAUUGAGAUUAUUGAAACUCUUGUCGAUGGACAACCUGAGUUUGAAGUUUCUGUCAUAAUGUUUGAAGCUCCGGAGACAACUGACGUUGUUAUGGAACCUUUGAAGAAAAAGAAGACUAAAAAGGUCAAGAAGGAUGAUUUAGAUGCAUACAUACAAUUCCUUAUUGAACAGGAGAUUCCAAAAACUGAGCUUGAACUAUACGAAAAAAUCGAAUUGAGUAAGCCAAAGAAAGCUAAGAAAUCUAAGUCUAAGCCAGAGCAAGCAAAGGAAGAAGAUUAUGAUUUGUUGGAUGUUAAGGUGACCGAAGAAGGUGUAGUCGAAAAACCUAAACAAAAGAAGAAGAAACCAAAGCAACACGUUCAAGAGGAAGAUGUUUAUGAAAAACUUCCAGAGGAAACUCCAGAAGGGUACACUUUUUCAGUAACAGAAACAGGACGUCCUGAAGAAGAAACUAUACCAGAAGAAACUGAAAAACGAAAACCGAAAACAAAAUUGAAGCAGAAGAUAAUUGAGGAAGCUCCAGUAACUGUAGAAGAAGUUUCAAAGGAUGUGCAAGUUGUUGUUAAAGAUGACGGGCAAGGAAUAAUUGAAAAACAAACAAUUACCAAGAGGAAAAUAAAGAAGAAGAAGGGCUUUAAGGAAUACACAGUGGAAGUUAUAGAAACGCAAGUUGAGGGACAACCUGAAUCGGAAAUAACAAUCAUCGAAUCUGAAGACCUACAACCUGAAGGAGAUGUUCCUUCAGAAGUCAAAGCUCCUAGAAAGAAAAAGACCAUAAAGAAAGUAAAGAAAGAGGAAAUUGAUCAAUAUAUUAUCUCUGUGAUUGAGGAGCAAGGUGUAAAACCGAUUGUUUUUUCAGAAGAAGAAAGAGAAGCUCCAAUACAAGACACCAAGGAAGCUCCUGAUGAACAACCUGAAGUUGAGAAAACUUCAACUAAAGAAAAUGUUAAAGAAAACAUUCCCACGCCUGCUCCUGAGACCUGGGAAGAAGAAACUGAGAAAUCAAUGCAAAAGAAAAAGAUAAAGAAGCCGAAGAAAGUCAAGAUUAUAGAAGAUGAGGAUAAGGACGAAAAAGAAACAUUGGUCAAAGAAAUUCCGGAGGAUGUUUUGGAAGAAAAUCCUGAAGAAAUUGAAACUAUUGAAGAGUUCCCAAUAAAGAUUUCGGAAGAAGAGCCAAAGAAACAAAAGAAACCUAAAAAAGUGAAGGUCCAAGAAUAUGAAGUUGAUGAGGAGGAAUAUAAAAUAAGAAUUGAAGAAUUAGCUCCAGAAGUUGAAGUUAAAGAAGAACAAACUGAAGAAGGAGAAACCAAGCAACGAACAACUAAGAAGCGUAAGAUUAAAAAGCAAGAAGGUGAUAAGGAAUAUCUCAUUGAAAUAAUUGAAACACAAUUGGAAGGUCAACCUGAAGCCGAUGUUACUAUGACAACAACGGAGGUUCAGCCAGAAGAAAAACAAGAAAAUCAGCAAGAACCUGUUCCAGUUAAGGUUGUGGAGAAAGUAAGGAAGAAGAAAGUAAAGAAGGAUGAACUCCAAGAAUAUAUUCAAAAAUUAAUAGAACAGGAAAUACCUAAGACAGAGCUUGAGAAAUACGAAAAGAUUGACGUCGAUGGAAAGCCUAAAAAGGCAAAAAUAUCAAAACCGAAGAAAGAAGUCCUUAAAGAAGAACUUGAUGAUUUAUUGGAUGUUUCGAUAGUUGAAGAAGAAGCUCCAGAAAAACCACAAGAAAAGAAAAAGAAGAAGAAAACAGUUCUUGAAAAGGUUGAAUUAACCGAAGAAGUGCCAGAAGAUUUUCCAGACGAUUUCUCAUUUUCUGUAAAAGAAACAGAACCUACGGAAAAGGAAACUGUCAUUGAAGAAGAAAUUCCCAAGCAAAAACCUAAAAAGAAGGUGAAAUCUGUAGCUGUUGAGGAAAUUCCAGUCACGGUUGAAGAAGUUUCAAAAGAUAUUGAAAUAAUUACAAAAGAAAAUACCGAAGGAAAACUUGAAGAAAAAAUAAUUACCAAGCGUAAAAUUAAAAAGAAGAAGGGUCCAAAAGAAUACACGGUAGAAAUAAUUGAAACCCAAAUUGAGGGACAGCCUGAGUCUGAAAUAGUCAUUAUAGAAUCCGAAGUUAAGCAACCUGAACAGGAAACUACCUUAGUGGAGGAAGUUCCGAAAAAGAAAAAGACAGUUAAGAAAGUUAAAAAGGAACAAAUUGAGCAAUAUAUUAUUUCAGUUGUUGAAGAACAAGGCCUUAAACCAGUAACAUUUGAUGAUGAUCAACCUACAGAGCUUGAAGAAAUUGAACAAUAUACUGAGGAGCAGCCAGAUUUUGAUAUCAAAACAACCGAAGAAAGUAUUGAUGAAGUCACUCAAGCUGUUGAAGUUGCAGAAGUAUUACCUGAAAAAGAUAUUCUUCAAACUGAAAAGAAGAAAUCUAAAAAGCCUAAAAAGGUUAAGGUUAUUGAAUCAGAGGGUGAAAAAGAAUCUGAAAAACCAGAUGAAGAAAUUCUGGAAGAUAUAAUUGGUGAAAAACCAGAUGACAUAAAGUCUAUUGAUACUUUUACUAUUAAAACAACUGAGGAAGAAGAGCUUGCAAAACCAAAGAAAACUAAAAAACCUAAGGUUAAAGAGUCUGAAGUGAUUGAAGAAGAAUUCCAAAUUCAAGUUGUAGAAAUGGCCCCAGAAAUCGAAGUGAAGGAAAUUUCCGACGAAACUGGUGAAAAGAAACAACGAAUCACGAAAAAGCGAAAGAUAAGAAAGCAAGAGGGUGAUAAGGAAUAUCUUAUUGAAAUUGUUGAGACUCAAGUAGAAGGUCAGCCUGAAGCGGAUGUUACCAUGACAACAACUGAACUUACUGUUCCCGAAGAAGAAAGUCCCGAGGAACCAAAAGUCAUUAAAGUAACUGAAAAGAUCAAAAAGAAGAAGGUUAAAAAGGAUGAUCUUCAGGAAUAUAUUCAAAAACUAAUCGAACAAGAAAUUCCAAAAACCGAUCUUGAAAAAUACGAAAAAGUUGAUAUCGAUGAAAAGCCUAAAAAGGCAAAGAAGUCAAAACCAAAGAAGGACACACAAGAAGAACAAAUGGACGAUCUAUUGGAUGUUUCCAUUUUGGAAGAAGAAGCUCCAGAAAAACCACAAGAAAAGAAAAAGAAAAAGAAGCCUAUGGAAAAGGUAGAAAUAACUGAAGAACUUCCAAUGGAACAACCAGAAGAUUUAGCAAUUACAAUUAUAGAAUCAGAUCAAGUCACCGAUGAGAAAAUAACUGAAGAAACUCAAAAAGACAAACCUAAAAAGAAAUUGAAGCCUAAAAAGAUUGAAGAAGUUCCAGUCACAGUUGAAGAGAUUUCUAAGGUCGUCAAGGUUGUUGUCAAAGAAGAUAAUGAAGGCAAAGUUGAAGAACAUGUUGUCACUACACGCAAAAUUAAAAAGAAGAAGGGCCCCAAGGAGUAUACCAUUGAAAUAAUUGAAUCUCAAGUAGAGGGACAACCUGAAUCUGAAAUCACAAUUAUCGAAUCCCAAGAUCAGCAAAUAGAAGAAACUAAAACUACUGGUGAAGAAGCACCCAAAAAGAAAAAGACUACAAAGAAAAUAAAGAAGGAACAAGUAGAACAGUAUAUAAUCAAUGUUAUUGAAGAAGAUGUGCCCGAAAGAGACGUUCCAGAAGAAUCCAAAACAAGCCCUGAUGAAGUUAUUGAAGAAUUGCCUAUAGAUCAACAACAAAUUUUCGAAAUAACGACUCUGGUAGAACAAGUUUUUGAUGUUGAAGAAAAUGAAAAAUUACCUUUGGAAAAGGAAGUCGAAGACAAACCCUCUGAAAAGAAGAAGUCUAAAAAGCCAAAGAAAGUUAAGAUCAUAGAAUCUGAGUUAGAUGAAGAACCAACAUCUUUUGUCGAAGAAAUUAAUGACAUAGUUGAUGAAGAACUCGAUCAAGAAAAACAACCAGAAGGUUUGAUUAUCGCAAUUUCUGAAGAAGAGCCUAAGAAACUAAAAAAACCAAAGAAAUCUAAGCCACAAGAUGAAGAAACUGUUAUUGAAGAGUAUCAAAUUCGGGUUCAAGAGCUGGAACCAGUGGUUGAAGUGAAAGAAGUAACCAAUGAAAUAGGUGAAACAAAACAACAGACCAUUAAAAAGCGAAAGAUCAAAAAACAAGAAGGUGAUAAGGAAUACAUUAUUGAGAUUAUAGAAACACAAGAGGAAGGAAAGCCUGAGACUGAUGUAACAAUGACAACAACAGAAAUAACCCCAGUGGAAGAACUUGGAGCACCUGAAGAAGAAAAGGUUAAAGUUGUUGAGAAAGUCAAAAAGAAGAAGGUUAAGAAGGAUGAUUUGAAUGAUUACAUUCAAAGUUUGAUUGAAAUGGAAAUUCCAAAAACCAAGCUCGAAAAGUAUGAAAAGAUAGAUAUCGACACCAAACCCAAAAAAGCAAAGAAAUCCAAACCAAAAAUGCAAGAAGAAAACUACGAGCUACCUGAAGCCUUAGAUGUCACCGUUACUGAACAGGAAGCUCCUGAGAAACCCAAAGAAAAGAAAAAGAAGAAAAAACCAGUUGCUGAAGAAGUAACACUUUCUGAAGAGGUACCUGCGGAGAGCUUUGAAGAAUUCUCUAUCAAGACAACUGUAUCAGAGCCAUCUGUAGAAACACAACUGUCUGAAGAAAAACUUGAGGAAACUCCUCAUGAAGAAGUAUCAGUUGAAGUAAUUGAAGAGCUUCCAGUCACAGUUGAAGAAAUUUCUAAGGAUGUCGAGGUUGUAGUUAAAGAAAACGAAGAAGGUGAAUCACAACAACAAACCAUUACAAAACGAAAGAUCAAAAAGAAGAAGGGACACAAGGAAUACACAAUCGAAGUUAUUGAAACCCAAGUGGAAGGACAACCUGAAUCAGAAAUCACUAUUAUUGAAUCUGAAGAACAUAAGCCUGAAGAAAUAGUAGAUGAAAUUCAAGAAAUUCCUAAAAAGAAAAAGAGUUCCAAAAAAGUGAAAAAGGAACAAAUCGAACAAUAUAUUAUAUCUGUAAUCGAAGAGCAGCCAAUUAAACCAAUUACUCAAGAGGAUAAAGUGGAGAUAAUUGAGAAAGAAAUUGAUGAUGUUCCAGAAGAGCAACAAGAAUUUAAGACAACUGUGGUUGAAGAAAUUGUCGAACAAAUCAAUGAAGAAGAAUCUGUUCCCCAAGUUACCGAAGAAGAGGAAAAGCCUUCCGAAGUAAAAAAGACAAAGAAGACGAAAAAGGUUAAGGUUAUCGAAACAGAAGCCAAGGAACAACCAUUAGAAGAUGCACAAGUUCACGUAAAGGAAACUGUUGAAGAGACACCAACAAUAAUAGAGUCUGUCGAAGAAUACCCAAUUAAGGUUACCGAAGAGGAACCUACAAAGCCUAAGAAACCCAAAAAACCCAAGCAAGUGGAAGAAGUAGAAAUUGUUGAAGACUAUAAGAUUCGUAUUACCGAGAUGGCACCUGAAAUUGAAAUCAAGGAAGUAAUUGAUGAAGAGGGUGAAACUAAGAAACAAAUUAUAAAGAAACGUAAGAUCAAGAAGCAGGAAGGUCCAAAGGAGUAUGUUAUCGAAAUUGUGGAAACUCAAGAAGAAGGUAAGCCCGAAGCCGAUGUUACUAUGUCAACUACUGAAAUUACUCCAGCUGAAGAAGAAAAGUCACCAGAGGAAUCUGCGAAAAUUAAGGUCAUUGAAAAGCCAAAGAAGAAAAAAGUUAAAAAGGAUGAUUUACAUGAUUAUAUUCAGCAGCUAAUUGAACAGGAAAUUCCAAAGACUGAACUUGAAAAAUACGAAAAAGUUGAAAUUGAUGAAGAACCUAAAAAAGUCAAGAAAAUAAAGAAAAAGCCAAUCGUAAAAGAAGAAAUCAUCGAUGGACUUCCAGUCAAAGUAACCGAGUAUGAAGUAGAACAGGAAGAAGAAAAAGAAGUUGCAGAGCUUUCUGUUACAAUUCAAGAAACGAUUGAAGAACAGAAGCCAGAGGAGCCUCAGCAGUUCGUUUUCUCGAUGACAGAAGAACAGGUUGAGCCAACAGUAUUUGAAGAAGAACCUGUAAGUGUGGUCGAAUUAGAUGAAUCAAAACCAAAGAAAAAGACCAAGAAAGUAAAGUCAGCUGAACUGGAACAAAAGCCUGAACAAAUAACAGAAUAUCCAGUCGAAGUAACCACAGAAGAGGCUACACAACCUGUAAUAGAAGAAAUUGAAGAAACAUCUAUACCAAAGAGGAAAACUAAAAAACCAAAGAAACCUGAAUCUGCUGAAAUUACUGUUACGGAAUCUGAGGCACCAAUCGAAGAUCAACAGCAAUUCGAAGUUGUUGUUAUUGAUGAACAAACUAAUGUUGUCAAAGUUGAGGAUGACGCUGGAGUUAUCAAGGAGACAACGGUUACAAAGCGCAAAAUCAAAAAGAAACAGGGUCCAAAAGAAGAAAUAUUUGAAAUCUCUGAGACUACAGAGGAAGGACAGCCAAUGGCUGAGGUAUCAGUUGUGCUUUUAGAACCAGAAGAGUCCACACCACAGGAAGGGGAAGUUAUUUUGAAACCAAAAAAGAAGACUAAAACGGUCAAAAAGGAAGACAUUGAAGAGUUUAUAAUGUCAGUAGUUGAAACAAUUCCUGAAGACAAAGUAGAAGUAGAAGAAGAAAAACCCCUGGAGAAGCCAUUGAAACCAAAGAAAUCAAAGGUUAAGGUGAUAGAAACUACUGUUGACAAAAAAGAAGAACAACCUGAAGAAUUCCAAGUAGAAGAAAUUCUGGAAGAAAGUCAGCCAGAGAUAAUUCACGAAGAAGAAGACUUCUCAAUAAAGGUUAUUUCUGAAACACCAGAAGAAAUUACAGACAAAUUGAAAAAAGUCAAAAAACAAAAGAAACCCAAACAACCCAAGGAAGAAGAAGAAACAUUUGAAGAUUAUAAGGUUAAAGUUAAAUCAAUUGAGGAACUUCCAAUCGAUGAAGUCACUCAGGUUAUUGAAGAACCUCUAGAAGAAGAGGAAAUUCCUAAAUCUAUUGAACAAUUUGAGGAGUACAAAAUCAAGAUUGAAGAAAUAGAAGCUACUCAGGAGAUCAAGCAAAUUGUAGAUGAAGAUGGAAAAACAAAGAAACAAACAAUUUCAAAGAAAAAGAUUAAGAAACAGAUGGGCCCUAAGGAAGAAAUCAUAGAAAUCAUUGAGGUUCAAGAUGAGGGUGUACCUUCAGCAGAAAUUACAGUAAUUACAACUGACGAAGCUGUCAUUGAAGAUGAAGAUAAACCCCACGAAGAGAAAAAGAAGAAAAAGACCACAAAGAAAGUCAAGAAAGCAGAUAUCGAUGAUUACAUUCAAAAGUUGAUUGAACAGGAAAUUCCCAAAACCGAACUCGAAAAAUAUGAAAAGGUUGACAUUGAAGAAGCUCCAAAGAAACCAAGAAAGAAAUCACUUAUUGAAGAUAAAAUCAAGGUUGAUGAAUCUCAAAUAGUACCUAAGGAAGAACUAACGAUUGAAGAAGUAGUUGAACCUAUUGAAGAAUCUCCUAAGAAAUUAAAGAAACCAAAGAAACCUAUUCAUGAAAUAAAGGUUAUCGAAGAAAUUCCACAGGAACUUCCUGAACAGCUUUUUGAAGUAACUGUUAAAGAAAUUCAAGAAGAAGUUGAAACAAAACAAGUUACUGAUGAAGCUGGUGAUACAAAAGAAAAGAAAAUCACCAAACGCAAAGUCAAGCAGCAAAUUGGUCCCAAAGAAGUUGUUUUAGAAAUUGUUGAAGUACAAGACAAAGAUACAGGAGAUGCUGAAAUAACUGUAACAACAAGCGAAGCGCCCAUUGAGGAAGAAAUCAAACCUGACGUUGAAGUCGUCAAAAAGAAGAAAACCAAGAAGGUUAAAAAAGAUGACUUGGAUGACUAUAUUAAAAAACUCAUUGAGGAAGAAAUUCCAAAAAGCGAAUUAGAAACAUAUGAAAGAGUAGAAAUUGAAGAAAAACCCAAAAAACUUAAAAAGAAACCUAAGCAAGAGGUCAAAGUAACGGAAGAGAAACCUGAAGAGGCACCCGAAGAAGCUCCUGAGGAAGUUGAAAUAAAACUAAUAGAAGAAGAACCUGUUAUCCCGGUUGAAGAAGUAUUUGAGGUCAAAAAAGUAGAAGAAAAGAAACCAAAGAUCAAGAAGGUUCCUAAGGAAAAAAUCAAAGUUAUCGAAGAAGAUAAGCCAAUUGAACAAGUUCCAGAAGCAAAAAUAACUCUCAAGGAAGAUGAUUUUGAAGAAGUCCCAAUUGAAGAAAAACCUGUUUUUGAAAUCAAAGAAGUUGAAGAAAUACAACCCAUUGAAGAUACUACUUUCGAGUUCUCUAUAAAAGAAGAAAAUACGCCAAAGGCUAAAGAGACAAAGAAAACAAAGAAACCAAAAGUGAAAGAUGUUGAAACUGUCGAAACCUUCGAAAUUAAAGUCCACGAUUCUAUUACUGAACCCGAAGAAUUACAAGUUUAUGAUGCACCAAUCAACGUUCAAGAAAUUGAAACCAAAUCCGAAGUUAAGGAGGUUCAAGACGCUGAUGGCAUAACGCACAAGGAAACUACAACAAGACGCAAGAUUAAACGUCAGCAAGGACCUAAAGAGGAAAUAAUUGAAAUUAUUGAAGUCAAAACUGAUGAUCAACCAGAUGCAGAAAUCACUGUUAUUUCUCAGGAAACACCACAACCGGAUGAUCAAACAACUGAAAAACCUAAGAUACCAAAGAAGAAAAUCAAAAAGGUUAAAAAAGAUGAUCUGGAUGACUAUAUUCAGAAGCUUAUCGAACAAGAGAUUCCAAAAACCGAAUUGGAAAAAUUCGAAAGAAUCGAGUUUGAAACAACACCCAAGAACAAGAUAGAAGAAAUACAGCCCGUGGAAGUGAUUGAUGAAAGUCCUAUCAAGGAGGAAGAGAAACCAUCAAAGAAAAAGCCUAAACCUGUUAAAAAACCGAAAGCUACAGAAGAAUACACGAUAGCUGAAAUAAGUGUAACUGAGGAAGAAGCUGAGCAACCAGUUGUUGAAAUAACAGAAGACAAACCAGCUGAAGUCAAGGUUGAAGAAAUAAUCAAUGAAGAAGGUCAACCCAAACAACAAGUCACCACCAAACGCACUGUCAAAAAGAAGGUUGGUGAGAAGGAAAGCACUCUGUACAUUGUAACUGUUCAAGAAGAAGAUAAACCUGACGCCAUUAUUUCAAUCACCGAAGACCAAGGUGAAGAACCUAUACCUGAAGAAGUUGAAAUUCUUGAAGAACAACCAUUAAAACCAGCUCCAACCAAACCAAAGAAACCUAAAAAGACCACAAGAACCGUCAAGACCAACGAGCUUGACGACUACAUACAAAAACUUAUUGAACAAGAAAUACCUAAAACUGAAUUAGAACAAUACGAAAAAGUCGAUAUACCAAUCAUUGAAAAACCAAAAGAAGAAGAACAUGAAGUUAAACUCCCAGAAAAACCCAAAAAGAAGAAAACAACCGAAAAACCUAAACCUGUUGAAGAAGCUAAAAUAACUGAAUCCAUCGAAGAACCUACACUCAUUGAAGAAAAACCAACUGAAAUAACAGAAACUCUUACAUUACCCGAAACACAACCUGAGGAACCAACUGACACAGAACAGACAACACCAGUACAGGAAGAAUCCAAACCGGAUACUACCGAUUAUACAACAAAAACAACCAAACAAAAACCCAUCAAAAAACCCAAAGAUAAAACACAAUCAGAAACAAGUAUUCCAGUUGAAGUACAAAAGGACUUCGAAAUUAGUGUUAUUGAAGAAGAAGCACCACUCAAGAUAGAAGAUGAAGAAUAUCCAGAAUAUGUUGUUGAUGUAAAAGUAUUUGAGGAGAUACCUAAGGAACCGGAAUCGAUACCAAUCGAAGUAGUUGAAGAAACUCCAGAGGAAGUUAAGCAGGGUACAAUUACAGAACCAGUGAAACAAAAGAAAAAGAAGAAGGUAGUUAAAAAACAAGAUGAUCAGGAUGAGAUUAUCAAGGCCUUGCUUGAACAAGAAGUCGAAAAAACAGUUCUUGAAAAAUACGAGAAAAUCGAUAUUGAAAAGCCCCAAAAAGAGAAACCGAAAAUUGAGGGAUUGGUACCAACCAAAAUUGAACGUAUUGAACAUAAACCUCAGAAAAUGGUGAUUGUUGAGGCAGCAGAAGUUCCUCAAGUGGUUAAAUUGAAGCAAACCAAACGCAAGGAGAAACCAGUUGAAGAGGAAACAAGUUUAUUGCCUAAAUUCAAGCUUAAGAGUCGCAUUGUGUACGUAGAAUUCCCUCCUGAGGUAUUGGUACCUAAAAUAACAGAUAUCAAUGCUAUUCGUACUGCUGGUGAUCUUUCUCGUAAUAUUGAAGAAGCUGAAGAAAUUCUGAAAUUAAAGCCAAAGAAAUUCAAGAAGCUUAAGAAGAUCAAAGAUGAUCGCGAAAAAGUUGAACUGGAAAAGUAUGAGAAAUAUGUAAGCAGUUCCGAAGAAGAAGCCGAAGUUAAACCUUAUGAAAAGCCUGAAAAGGUGAAAGCACCAGAAGAACCGGAGCAGGUUGUAGAAAUCAAGCUCGGCAAAGGUAAGAAGAAGCCAAUUGUAGAAGAGCAACCAGAGAAUGUCACACUGAAGAAAACACCCACUAAGCCACAAGAAGAAGAGAUUGUAGUGGAAAAAAUCAUCAAAAAGAAAGAAGAUGUCAUUGUAAAGGAUGUUGUUGAAGAAGCUGAACAACCACAAUACAAGUUGGAACCUUUUGAACCUGUGGACUUUGAACAUCCAGAAUAUCCAAAGGAAGAACUUGAAGAGAUUGAAAAACCAGAUUUUCCAAAGAAAGAGAAGAAACAAGAAAAGCCUAAGCACAAACGCAAGGAGAAGCAAAAGCCUGAGCAAGAAAUGGAACAAGUUCAAAUUGUACCAGGCUUACCAAAGGAAGUUGAAGAACAACCAGAAGAAACUGUCAAAUUUAGAAUACCAGAGAGUGAAGCUCCAGAAGAAUCUACUCCUGAAUUCAAACUCAAGCCUGUAAAGAAGGUUGAAGAAGAAAAACCGCAAGAAGAAGUUGUAGUGGUACCAAAAGAAGAAGAAGAAAUUCCUCAAAAACAAUUGCUUGAAACUGAGCCCGAAGUAAAGGAAGAAAAACCCAAGAAAAAACCAAAGAAAGAAAAAGUCAAGGAAAUUAAACCCAAAGAAGAUGACGAAAAAACAUUUGAGAUUUCUGUUACCGAAGAAGAAGUUGUACAAGAAACUCCUAUUGAAGAUGUUAAACCAAAGAAGGUGAAAGUAAAAGAAUCAAAGCCUGAAGAACAGCCCCUUUUCGAAGCUGAAGUCAUCACUGAAGAGCCAGAGAAGCAAAAAGAAGAACCUGUUUAUGAUUCGUAUGAAAUUUCUGUAACCGAAACAGAAGCACCAGAAAUUCCAGAAGAAUUCAAGGUAAAGGUAACUGAAAGUCAAGAAAAGGAGGUUACAUUUGAAGAGGUUGUCGAAGAAAAGGUUGUCACAAGACGUAAGAAACCAAAACCAGAAGAAAAACCAGAAGAAUUCAAAAUAAAACUAAAAGAACCAGCUCCUGAGCCAGAAGAAAUUGAAGAACCGACCCAAGAAGCAACCUUCCAGAUUAAAAAACCUUCCGAAGAUGUACCAGAAGAAGCUGAAGUGGAGGUCAAAUUCACAGCUCCACAGCCUAUUGAGGAAAGUGAAGUUGAGGUGGUUGUUAAGAAAAAGAAACCAAAGAAGAAGCCAGUCGAAGAAGAAGAGGCUAAACUUGAGGUUAAGGUUGAAGAAACUAUUGAAACACCUGUUGAACACAUUGAAGAAGUUCAAAUUGAGGAAGAAGAGAUUCCUGAGGUACAACCAGAAAGUUACAAGUUCAAAUUAACUGAAACAGAGCCCGAAGAGGAAAUAAAGCCUGUUGUUGAAGAGAUAGAAGAAAUCACACCUGUUCCCGAACCAAUUGUUGAAGAAAUUCAAGAAGAACAUAAAACAUAUGAAAUUGUUACCAAAGAGUUUGCUCCAGAAGAAAAGCCCCAAGAACCUGAAGAAGUACCUGAAGUAAAGGUUAAGAAAACAAAGAAGGAAAAGGUAAAGCCUGUAAUUGAAGAAGUUCAAGAAGUUAAGGUAAUCGAACAAGUACCUGAAGAUGUGGUAAAAGCAGAAGAAAUAGAACCUGAGGAAGCUGUAUUUAAGGUUAAGAAGAAGACUCCAAAGGAAGCUCCUGAAGAGUUUGAAGCCGAGGUGGUACUAACAACGCCCAAGGAAGAAGAACAACCUGUAGCAGAGGUCAAAAUCAAACAGAAGAAACCAAAGAAACCCAAGGUUGAAGAAGAGGCCGCAACACUGGAAGUUAAAGUAGUCGAAAUUCAGGCUCCUGAAAAACCAGAACAAGAAGAAAGUGUGGUUGAAGUGGUUGAAUCUCUUUCAGACGAACCUUUGAAACCAGUUGAACAAAUUGCAGAGGUAACUGUUGUUGAAACUGAGCCAAAACCUAAACUAGAACCCUUCUAUGAGGUUGAGGUCGUUGAAGAAGAAGCUCCCAAGAUUCCCGAAGAAGAAGCUCCAAUACAGGAAGUAAAGGUUAUUGAAGAAGACGUUCGCGAAGUGCAAGUCGAAGAAAUUCAAGAAGUGAAAGUGGUUAAAAAGAAACCUAAAAAGCCUGCACAAAAAGAAGAGGAAGUGCCCGAAGUUGAAUUCUCUUUCAGCAACAAAGAACCUGAAAAACCAGAAGAAGUACAAGCGGAAGUUGUUCUUUCUGCACCUAAGCCUCAAGAAGUUGAAGAUGUUGAGGUUGAAAUCAAACAGACUAAGCCAAAGAAACCAAAGCCUUUAGAAGAAGAGGAUGCAAUUCUUGAAGUCAAGGUCAUUGAUAUUGAACCUGAAGUUGUGGAGGAGGUGAUCGAAGAGGUGAAGAUUGUUAAGAAAAAACCAAAGAAGCCUGUGGUUGAAGAAGUUGAAGAAGCUCCCCAAGAGUUUAAGGUUAAGCUUGCAAAAGAAAAGGAAGAAGAGGAAGUUUUGGAACAACAAUUUACAAUCAAACCUAAAAAGCAACCAGUUGUCCAGGAUGAACCUGAAGACGUUGAAGCUGAGUUCAAUUUGCCUGUCACAAAAACAAUCGAAGAAGUUACAGAAGAUGCACAAAUUAAGAUGAAAAAACCAAAGAAGAAAAUUAAGGAUGAAGCUGCUGCUGAGCUUAAGGUUAAAGUUGUUGAAGAACAACCCUAUGAAGGCCCAACUGAAGAAAUAAUUAUUCAAGAAGAAGAAGAGGCACCUUAUGUUGUUGAAGAACCAGAGGAAGAAGAAGAAAUUAAAGAACAUAAGAUCCGUGUAAUAGAGGAAAUGCCUCAAGAAAUUGUUGAAGAAAUUAUUGAAGAACCAAAAGAAUCAGCUCCAGAAGAAAUAGUUGAAGAAGAAAAAUUGAAACUUCCAAAGAAAAAGAAACCCGUUCCUGAAGUAACUGAGGAACCAGAAGCAGAAGUUACGCUUUCUCAAAAGAAGCCAACUGAGGAAGUUACGCAAGAUGCUGAAAUCAAGGUUAAGAAGUCAAAGAAACCUAAAAAAGAAGAAGCAGCCGCUGAUUUCAAAAUUACAAUUGUCGAAGAAGUUUCACAAGCUCCACUUGUUGAAGAAAUUGUUGAAAUAGAAGAUGUCGUUGAACAACCUAAAGAAGAAGAAGAAAAACAAGAAGAAAUUCCUAAGCAAUAUGAGUACACUCUUAAGGAAAUUGAACCCGAAGAGGUUCCAGAAGAGGCUGAGUUUAAGGUUAAGCCUAAGAAGGUUGUUGAAGAGGAAGAAGAAGUCGCUGAAGUGAAACUGAAGGUAGCACAAAAGAAGGUUGAAGAAGAACAAGUUGAAGAAAAAAUUGUAAUGAAGAAGCCAAAGAAAACAAAGAAGCCUGUCGAAGAAACCUUUGAAGAGGCUAGCAUCAAACUUAUUCAACCUGUUGAACCUGAGGAGGAACAAGUUGCAGAAGUAACCCUUAAACCGAAAAAACCAAAAGAAGUUCAAGAAGAAGAAGUUAGUGUUGAAAUGAAGCUUCCUAAGCAAAAGACUGAAGAUGCACCUGAAGAGGCUCUCACUCUGAAGAAAAAGAAAAAACCAAAGCGCAUUGAAGAGGCUGCAGAUGAGCUUGAAAUUAAACAAGAAGUCAUAAUAGAGCGACCUAUCGAAGUAGAGGAAGAGGAAAUUGUAGAAGAAGCAGUUUUCAAACGAAGAAAACCAAAAAUUAAGCCAACUGUGGAAGACCUUGAUGAAGAAGAAGUUAGUAUGGCCUUGAAGAAACCUCGUCAAUUAAACGAAGGUGUUGAAGGUGAAGCUACAGUGACCAAAAAACGACCGGUCAAACCUGCACAAGAUGCUGGCGAAGAAAGUGCUGAACUUUUGAUUCGAAAACUUGAGGAUUAUGAAGAAACGGAAGACGUUGAAGAAUUUGUUGUUUCCAAGAAACAGAAGCCCAAGCCAAAGCAAAUUACUGACAUACAAGAUCAGGAAUACACCAUCAAGAAACUUAAGAGACGCAAGAAGAGCAACGUCGAAAUUCCCGAAUUUACCGAUGUUGAAAAUGUCACUUUCCGUGCAAAGUCUACCAAAACUAAGGAAGAUGUUGAUCAAGAGUUUAACAUUGAUUUAGACUCAUAUGCCGAGGAAGAAAUUUCAAUGUCAUCCAAGGUCAAACUCAAACGUCCAAUUAAGAAAACUUAUUCCGAAGCUGCAGAUGAAGCUCAAAUUAAGAUCAUUCAAGACUAUGACGAUGGCGAAGAACCAAUCAUUGAAGAAAUCAUCGAUAGCAGUGAUGGUGAAGACAAUACAAUGUAUGAUGUUGAAGAGCCAGAAGAAUUCCAAGCCGAAGAACUUCCACCCGAUGAAGUUGAAUUCAAGUUGAAGCCAAAACAGAAGCCAAAGCCAAGAUAUUCUGUACAACAUGAAGACGGCGAAGAGAUUCUACUUGCAUUCAAGCCAAAACGUCAUGAAGACUCCGUGACAUUUGAUGAAGAUUCACUGACGUUCCACAAAAAACGCAAGAUAACUCAACAAAUCUUCAAUGAAGAAGGAGCAUCCUUGAACAUUACGCGUGAAGCCCACAUCGAAGAAACCGAUGGCGAAGAAAAUGUCAUGUACUCAAUUUGCAAUUAUAUCGCUGAUAACGAUGAAGCAAUCAAUUUGGUUGAAGGCGAGAAAGUAUAUGUUGUAGGACGUCACAGCUCUGAAUGGUGGUUCAUCCGAAAGAACCUAACUGCCGAAGAAGGCUGGGUACCUGCCCAGUACCUGAUGGAGCCUGCAGCCUACACCCUUUAUGUACAGAAGAAACUUCACGAGAAAAUCGAUAAACUGCCAGUAUUUGAACGACCCGGUCCCGACGAAAAGCCCAUGGCACCACGUUUCAUCGAAAAACUUCAACCAAUCCACACGCCAGACGGAUAUACCGUACAAUUUGAGGGUAAAGUUGAGGGAGUACCUCGCCCGCAAAUUGCAUGGUUCCGUCAAACGGCAGUCAUUAAGCCAUCGCAAGAUUUCCAAAUGUACUACGAUGAUGAUAAUGUAGCUACACUGAUUAUACGUGAAGUCUUCCCUGAGGACGCCGGCAUGUUCACAUGCGUAGCAAAGAAUUCCGCUGGUUUUGCAUCGACUACUACAGAAUUGGUAGUCGAAACACCAUUAUCUGAUCACGGAUCCGAUGCUACCGGAAUGUCACGCAAGAGUAUGUCUCGUGAGUCAUCUCUCGCUGACAUUCUCGAAGGUAUACCACCAACUUUCUCACGAAAGCCACGUGCCCAAUAUGUGGACGAAGGUCAAAAUGUGAUUCUAGAAUGCCGUUUGGUAGCCGUUCCCGAACCGGAUAUUGUGUGGACCUUUAAUGGUGAAGAAGUUAUCACCGAGAAGAAUGUUAAAGUAGCCACCGAAUCUGACAUGCACAUGUAUUGCAGUAUAAUUCACAUCACUAAAGUCAAAAAAUCACAAGAAGGUGUUUAUGAAGUGAUUGCCACAAAUCGGGAAGGUGAAUCAAGGUUACCAAUCGUGCUUAAAGUAAAAACCGAUGAAAAAGAACCACCACAAAUUUUGGAACCAUUGCGAAAUAUGAUCAUUCGUGAAGGUGAAAGUGCAGUGCUUACAACACAAAUUGUUGGCAACCCUCCACCAAAAAUAACCUGGCAGAAGGAUGGCAAACCUGUCAAGGCUAAUACGAAGUCUGAAAAAGAUACACAUACUCUGACAUUGAUUUCGCCUAAACUGACAGAAAAGGGUGAAUACACUGUUAAAGCAGUGAAUCCGCUAGGAAGUGUUGAGACCACCGCAUAUUUGACAAUCGAAGAAGCAGCAAGCGGAAACGCAGAACCACCACUAUUCGUGGAAAGAUUCCAAGAACAAUCAGUGCCCCAAAAAGGAACAAUCAGUCUCACAGCAAAGGUUACGGGCAACCCCGUUCCCGAAGUUAGUUGGCUUUUCAAUAACAAUCCAUUGGAACCAUCACAACGUGUUCAACUGCGUUAUGACGGUGAAAUCAUUGAGCUAACCAUUACCAAUGCCAAUCCCGAAACUGACUCCGGUGAUUAUAAAUGCAUUGCCAGUAAUCCAGUUGGUAAUACAUCACACGGAGCUCGUGUUAUUGUCGAAGUUGACGAAGUCACAUUCACCAAGAAACUUAAGAAGAACAUAAGUAUUGAAGAGACUCAGUCACUGACACUUGAAUGUGAGACAUCGCACGUUGUUUCCACAAAAUGGUUCUUCAAUAACAAGGAACUCAGUGGAAUGGAUCACAGAGUUGUGGUUGAAGAUGGCAAAGUACAUAAACUCUUCAUCAAAACAACAAAUCUCCGUGAUGCUGGUAAUUAUGUGUGCAAAGUAAAGAAUAAGGAAACACAAUCCACAGUUGAGGUAUUGCAACGCAAACCAGAAUUUAUGCGUCCACUUCAAGACUUCGAAGUCAAGGAGAAGGAAGAUGCUUACUUUGAGGUUGAAAUUUCAUCGGAAGCUGCCGAAGUAACAUGGACAAGGGAAGGCGAGAAAAUAACACCUGAAAACAAGAAGUUCGAACUUAUUAAAGAAGGAAAGAUCCGCAAGUUGAUCAUCCGUGAAUGUUCUAUUCACGAUGAGGGUGAAUUUACAUGUUCGCUUGAGGAUCAAGAAUGUACAGCCGAACUUAUUGUCAUUGAAUUGCCGCCUCAAAUCAUCAAAAAGAUGGACGACAUUACCGUUACUAAAGGUGAUUCGGCCACAUUUGAAAUUGAGCUAACAAAGGGUGAUGCUUUAGUUAAAUGGUUUAAGAAUGGCAAGGAGCUACAAUUAUCCGAGCAUGUCCAACUCAGUAUCGAUGGUAAACGUCAAAUGCUGAAGAUAAACAACUCUCAAUUGGAUGAUGCUUCAGAAUAUUCAUGCCAAGUUGGGGAUCAAACUUCAAAGGCUAAAUUAAUUGUUGAAGAACCAAUGGUGGAAUUCACACUUAAACUGCCAGAGGUAACCUUGGCAACUAAGUCAACCGAUGCUGAGUUUGUUUGUGAACUUUCACAACCAGAUGUCGAAGUUACAUGGUACAAGAAGGGCAAGAAAAUAACUCCGAAUAAGAAACAUGACGUGUAUGUGGAAGGCACUGUUCGUCGUUUGGUGAUUCAUGAUGCCAAUGAAGAUGAUGUUGGAGAAAUUAGUUGCACAGCUAUUAACGUAACGACUACUAGUAGACUGUGUGUUGAAGAAAUAAAAACUGCUCCAAUCAUCAUUUCUGACAAGGAGCAAACAAUCAAGGUAAAAGAGAACGAUGACGUAACAAUGACAAUCAAAUUCAGCGGCAAACCACAACCAGAGGCUACUUGGUCGACAUCAAAGACUAUUGUUAAGAAGAACAAUAGAAUAACACCAACAAUUGAUGAGGCUUCAGCUUCGCUAACAAUUCGGAAAGUUGUUGAAGAAGAUGAAGACCAAUAUACUGUCAAAUUGGUUAAUCCAGUUGGCGAUGCAGAAGCUAGUAUUAAUUUGGUGAUCAUGAGACCACCAAAAGCACCAGGCUCACCACAGCCUCUGGAAGUUAUGCACGAUUCUAUUACACUCUACUGGAAGGCGCCAGAAGAUGAUGGCAAGUCGGAGAUCUUUGAAUACAUCCUCGAAUAUCAGGAUGUUAAGACACAAAAAUGGACUGAAAUCAAAAAGAUUAAGGACACCACUUACACACUGAGCAAACUACAAGUGGACUCGGAAUACAUAUUCCGGGCCAUAGCUGUAAACGAAGUUGGUCCCAGUCCGCCUUCACCACUUUCACCAACCAUUCGUUUGGUUGCUGAGAAGAAAACCGAAAAGCCAACAGUGCAACAGCCACUUCAAGACAUCACUAGUGAGCUCGACAAAGAAGUCACGUUGUCUUGCAUCUUCGGUGGUAUUCCAGAACCCAAAAUAACAUGGAAGAAGAAUGGAAAAACUAUCGAAUCAACAAGCAUUCGAUAUGAGAAUCGUGUAUCGAAGUACACAAUCGAAAAGACAACAAUUGAGACUGAGGCAACGUAUACAUGCGUGGCAGAGAAUGAAGUCGGUUCAGUGGAAACUUCUUGCAAACUUAUCAUUCGUGAGAAGCCAACCAUCGAAAUUGAUGAGAAAUAUAUUGUACAGAAAUUAAAGACAGACAGCACACUAACCAUUCCAGCUAGAAUCCGAGGCUAUCCUCAACCCAAAAUAACAUGGUAUAAGGAAACAACGGAAAUAACAACAACUAAACGAACUAUUAUCGAAACUACCGAAACAUCUUCAACUGUCACCAUAAAAAUGUUGACACGUGAAGACUCGGGACGUUAUAAGAUAACUGCUACUAAUACUGCUGGUUCAACAAGUGUGGAUGUUACUUUACAAGUAAUCGAUAAACCGAAACGUCCUAAUUCCUUGGAAAUCAAGGAAAUGAAGAAGGAUUCCAUUAAACUGGAAUGGACACCACCUAUUGACGAUGGUGGCCUGGAAGUUACAAAAUACAUUCUAGAGAAAUGCGAUAUACAAAAUAAUGUUUGGAUGAAGGUUGCUGAGAUGGACAAAAGCAUAUGCUCUUAUUCAGUGCAAAAACUUGCAAUGAAUAGCCAGUACAUGUUUAGGGUCUAUGCCAGCAAUCCAAUUGGUGUAUCAGAGCCAACAGAAAGUGAAACUGUUACGAUUGCCAAGAAAAUGGACAAACCAACACCACCUAGGGAACCGCUGGAUGUUUGCGGUAUGACUGAAACUUCAUUUACACUCUCUUGGGAAGCAUCCGAAUCGGAUGGUGGAAGCAAAAUCAUUGAAUACAUUGUAGAAAUCAAAGAAAUUCACGAAACUGAAUUUAGACUUCUGGGUAGUUCAAAUGGAAAUGUAACGAAUAUCUUCGUAAGCAAUGUUGUCAAAGACAAGGCCUAUAACUUUAGAAUAUUUGCCAAGAACGAAGUUGGCAUUAGUGAAGCAUUAGAGACUGAAGAUAAGAUUAUUGUUGGCAGGAGAAUAACACCUCCAUCGCCACCGCAAAACCUUAGGGCGCCAGAUGUAACUAGCAGAAGCGUUACUUUGGAUUGGGAAGUACCAAUCAGCAAUGGCGGAUCUGAAAUCACUGGUUAUGUAAUUGAAAAACGUUCAUCAACAUCUACAAAAUGGACAAAGGUUGUAACAUUGGAUGCCCAUUGUCUCCAAUAUACAAUUGAAAAUUUGAAGGAAAAAUGCGAAUAUACAUUCAGAGUAUUUUCUGAAAAUUCAGUGGGUCUUAGUAUUCCAGUAACCACCGAUAGCAUUUCACUUAAAACACACGCAACUGUUCCAUCACCACCAACUGGUCCAUUGGAGGCAAGAGUUAUUGCAGCCAAUGCACAUAUCUUCGAAUGGGGUAUUCCCGAGUCAGAUGGAGGUGCGCCUCUGCUUGGAUAUAAUAUUGCCAUUCGUGAUUUACGCAAGACUAUGUGGAUUGAAGUUGGACGUGUACCACCAGAUCUACAAAGAUUCCAAAUCAGGGAUCUGCAAGAAAAUCAUGAGUAUAUGAUUCGUAUUUUUGCAAGGAAUGAAAUUGGUUUAAGUGAACCAUUAGAGUCUGAAGAGCCAUACAAGGUCAUAACAACGGGUCACGAAAUGUUGCCCGAUGAACCACGAACUGAAAUGACUGGUAUGAGUACGGAUAAUACUUCAUCCUGGUUACGUGAUCAUAACAUGGAUGCAGACAUUCACUCGUAUGCCCGUGCGAAAUUGCUACGUAAGGAUGAAUACUUCUUCCGAAUAUUUUGCAAUGCCGGCAAGCUGUUCAAAUAGAAAUAAUGCGAAGCAGCUAGAGUCUAACUCAUAUUAAUUAUUUAGUUCUAAGCUAAUUAUAAUUUAUUAAAUUAAGUAAUUUAUCAUUUAUAUAAUAAUUUUAAUUUAUCAGUCGUUUAUAUAUCAAAUGAAAAACAAUAGUUGUCAUUUUUAAACAUACAAAAGGAUCUUAAUGGCAUUUCAAUAAUUUAUAAUAAUACAAAAGUGCGAGCGAAGAUAUAAUAAAAAAAUAAACAAAAAUAUUAAAAUGUCAGUUAAAAAUCCCUUAAAAUGUUUAAGAGUGAUCGCAACUAUAACGAUUUCUCUUUUAAACAAAAACAAUUUUUUUUUAAUUCUUUUUGUAAACUGUGAUAAAUUUUACUAAAAGAGAAUUCUAAAUUGUAAAAUCGAUAAUGUAAGAGUGACAGGUGUAUUAAAGGCCUGGAGAUUUGUUAAAUUUUGACAAAUUUUAAAGUAAUAUUAUUUUUCUUUUUGGGAGACAAACAAAAAUAUAGGUGCGAUCGAAUUUUGUUUAUAUUGUAAAUUUUUCUUAACAACAUCAAGAAUUAAUUGAAGAAAAGAAAUAUUAUUUAUAAUUUGGCAACUUUUAAUGAGAUCUUUGUGAAAUCUUACACUAUCGAAACGAAACCCCGAUUUGUAUAACAAAAACAUGACCAAAUAAAAGAUCAAAUAAAUAAAUAAAAUGUUA
Messenger RNA from Eupeodes corollae, 85591 nucleotides. RefSeq names its product titin-like. The record is from RefSeq and is a predicted model, not a curated record. Gene Ontology annotation, molecular function: protein binding. Lineage: Eukaryota; Metazoa; Arthropoda; Insecta; Diptera; Syrphidae. The transcript has 70 exons.